Messenger RNA from Podarcis lilfordi (Lilford's wall lizard), 84610 nucleotides. The record is from the annotation of a GenBank genome assembly. Lineage: Eukaryota; Metazoa; Chordata; Lepidosauria; Squamata; Lacertidae.
AUGGCACCCGCAACACCCCCUGCGCCGCUCGGGCUCCUUCCCCUCCUCCUCCUCCUCCUCCCCGUCGCCGUGGUGCCUUCCAAGCUGAACAUUCCCAAAGUGCUGCUGCCCUUCAGCCGAAGCACCAGGAUCAACUUCACUCUGGAGGCAAGCGAGGGCUGCUACCGCUGGUGAGUGAGCGCGCGCGCGAGAGAGAGAGGCGCAGGACGGGGUCGAGCGCGCGGGGCCCCGCCGAGUUGAGGCACAUGGCGCACGUGUGGCGCUCAACUUCGCUGCUGAAACGGCAACACGUGAGGGUUGGGGCGCGAGAGAAGAGAGAACUGAGGCUGCAGCUCCCAGCAAAGAAGCCUUUGCCUGCGGCAGGCAGUUUGAGUUAGCGAGGUAUUGGGGCGGGGAGCGUCUUAGCCGGUACCGUUUUACUCAACUCAUAAAACCGCGCAGCUGUUGAGUGUCCAGGACGCUUGCGCCGCGCUUCAGGCGCGAGGGGACUGCUUUUUAAAAAAAAGUUUACAAGAAACAUGAGUGUUGUGGAGAGUUUGGCGCAGUUUCAUUGCAAAAGAUCGGAUCAGGCGGUUUGAUGCACCUUCUCACCCGCCUUGGUUCUGAGCCAGGGGGAAACUACACAUAAAAAAAACCACUGAAAAUGUGUGUGUUUUUAAAAAAAGGUUUUGAAAAAUGCCUUGAAUUUUGCCGAGCUCCCUGUCCCCAUCUAGUGUCACAUUUGUAGAUUGCACUUUACAACACAUUUAAAACGUUUUUAUAGCUGACUCCCCAGUGUGCUUUCCAAGUGUCGCCGGGUGUGUGAGAAAGAGUCAGAAGUUUAUCCAUGCUGUCUGGGCUGACUUUGUCACUGUGAGGCAUAGGCGACAGUGUGCCAAACCUAAGAAGCUUGAAGUGGUACAGUGGUCGUGGCAGAAAUCCAACCACUACCAGAACGACAAUACUGUGGAUGCGUAAAAGCCCUGAAGUUUGGAAUACAGUGGCAACAUGAAGUUACAAAUUGUGUUUCUCAAAAUGAGAGCAGACAUUUUAAUGUGCUUUGUUAAGACAGGGCAGGGGCAUGUUAUUGCCAAGGUUCAAGGACUGGCAGCUGACCUCCCCUUCCAUGUAUAACAGGUGGAUGCUCAACAAGUUUUUAAGCAUUUUAAAAGUGAACCUUUAUCUAACAGAGAUACAGUGUAACAAAGAAAGCUUCUCUCAGAGACACAUCAUUUAUUCAAUGGUUGCCUGCCUCAAUGGUGGUAAAAGUACAAGUGAACAGUACUGUACUGUGUUUUUCAUAUGGUAGAAAUUCUUUUAAAAAGUUAGCUGUGUCUCACAACCUGUUUCCUGUACUAUCUUAACAGAUUUCAGUAUAGAUGAAAAGGGGAAAUGGUUUUUUUUAAAGUCUGCAAGUAAAGCGUGCAUUAUGCACGUGGCGACAAUCUACUAUAUUAAACAAGUAUAAAGAAAAACAUCUUUCAGUAUUCUUGUAGCCCAAAACUACUUGCUCAUGAAAAUGAAGGAGUGUUUGAUUUGCAAAAACUAUGCUGUCCUAUUCUAACCAAAUAAACUAUUAGGCUUGCUAAUUAUUGAGCUUUCCACAAAGCCAUACCAAAGAGAACAUCUCUAGAGUGGCACUCCAAAUGUCCUCACCCAGCAGCUUCAUACUGAUGUUAAACAGAUGGGACAUCAACAACUGGGUUGCACAGAAAUUCCCCAGUAGCAUAUUCUGAACCUGGCUUUGUAGAUAGGAGUGGACCCUGCAUAACAUCAUGUCUCCAACCUUCAGUGCACAUAGCUGGUCAAGUAAAUACCAUAUCUGAUAGCAUCAAAAGCCACUGAUGGAGAUCGAAGAGCAGCAACAAGGUCACACUCCCCCAGUUCCUCUCUUGAUAUAGGUCUUGCAGGGCAACCAAGUUUGGUUCAAUUCCAAAGCCAGCCAUGAAUCCAGGCUGAAAUGGCUCAAGAUAAUCUGCUUCCUGCAAGAUUAUCUGCAGCUGCAUGUCCACCAGCUUCUCAGUACUUUUCAAUGCCUGUGUGGCCACCACACAAUACCUUUAUGAAGGGGUAUUUGCAAUUGAACAGCAGCUGUCAUGAACCUCCUAGUACUUGGGUGGACUUUUUCCAGAAGUAGCCUCACCACUUCCUGUAUGAGGGUGACAGGCACCACUCACUCUCACAGAGACCUACGCAGUCAGCCCAUGUGUAGCUACAAAAAGCUAAAGAAAACAGGUAGUAGUCCAGGCAAAUCUAAUCAUCUAGUGCACAUCCUCAGGUUGUAAAAGAAAGUUGUAAUUGAACCUCUAACACGUGGUAAGAUAUAGUUCUGGACACUCCCUCAAUAAUGGAGGUCAAUGAUGUGUUUUGACCUUACUUAUAUUAAGACCAUAGCAAAGUGUGUAAAAAAUAGAUAAUUUCCCUCCAAAAGAGUCAUCAACUGAUCAUGUUAAAAAUGUACAGGAAACUGAUGUUAAACUGGCCUAGCAUGUGUAUUUAACUGGGAUCUCAGUUUUGAUUACUGAGGGAAAGUUGUCAUUCUAAAGUUUUCCCUUUGGACAUUAUUUUGAUUUCUACAUAUAUUUAUUUUUUACAUUUUAUAUCCCAUCAACAUAGUUCAGCAGAGCCUUCAGGAUGCAUUGCUCUAAGACAUGGGAAUAAAUGGGGAAAAUAUCCAAAUAACUACAUUGACCUUGGUCCAACACCUGUUCAGACAAUCUAAUACCACUAAUAGGUUUAAACAUUUAACUACCCAUGACUGACUGAUGUAAUUAGGUUUGCUCAGCACAGCAAUACUCACGAGAUAUUAACAAUUAUCUUUGUGUUAGAGCUUCCCUCUUUUAAACCUGCUGUACAGACAGCUUGUGACAUGUGUUUGGGAGCAACUGUAUGUAGCCCUGUCACCGAUUUCUGGCAUCAGUCAGCCAAGAAGCACAAGUGACCACAGGCUUCUUUGCCAUUCAUUCUGAGUGUGUAGCUGGGCCUCACGCAAUGAACAUGCUUAUAUGACUUGACCAAUUCCUUCUGAAAGACAACACAGUAGAAUUUCUUAUGAAUUGUCCUUAACAGAACCAUAUACACAUAGAUCAAGGUAUUUCUGUUCAUAAGUCUAUAACAGAUAGACUUGACCAAUAAGGAGGAAUGAAUAUUAAAUCUCAUAUAUUAAGAGCAAUUGUGAUUUCUCAUGACUCUUGAUCCAGCCAGUGUUAAGUAGCCCGUUGAUUCAACUGGCAUGUACUUAACUCUCGCGGCAUUCACCACAUGAUAACAUUUAGUGAAUGCAAUAAGUAUAAUUAGUCCCAGCAAAUCUAACAAACUCCUAAAAUGUGGACAGAUGUUAGUAUUAAUUCUGUCUGCCAGAAUCUUCAUAGCAGACAAAUAUUCCCUGUGUGUUUGUGAGGGGGGAGGUUAAAUUUCUAAUUUGUAUAGCCAUGAACAGACAAUUUAAAUAUGUAUGCAAAUUCUACCCAGAAAGUCCUGAACUGAAAAGAUUGUAAUAAAUUAUGCAAAUCAUGUAUGUUUAUAUGUAUCUACUUCAUUUGCUUGCCUUUCAUCUGUCUCAGAAUUUGGAGUUUUCUACAUUUUUUAUAGAUCCAGGGAGAAGGGCAUGGGGUUUAAGGAGUACAAACAGGGUAAGGCAUGUGGGAAGCAGAGAGAUGGAUGAAACUGGAGCUAAUAAGUUUUAUAGUCCAUAUAUAUAUAUAUGGACUAUACAGUUAAAGAUAUUGUUGAGUAUGUGUUUCUGGAACUGAGUACAGUGGUACCUCGGGUUAAGUACUUAAUUCGUUCCGGAGGUCCGUACUUAACCUGAAACUGUUCUUAACCUGAAGCACCACUUUAGCUAAUGGGGCCUCCUGCUGCUGCCUCACCGCCAGAGCCCGAUUUCUGUUCUUAACCUGAAGCACUAUUUCUGGGUUAGCGGAGUCUUUAACCUGAAGCGUAUGUAACCUGAAGCGUAUGUAACCUGAGGUACCACUGUAUAUAAAGCACAUUCCUACCUAUGUGCAUUAGACCUGUUGAUUUUUGACUGUCUUUAUAGCAGUUCCUCAGUAUUCCAAACUGUCUGUGAAAAUAGGUUGGCUGGAUCAAGAAUUGUCAUCCCAUGAAUGGAAAAGCUUCUUCCAUUUGCAGUAAGGACUCAAUCCCAGCAGAGGCUUCGACAAAAGAAAGCAGGAGGGCAGGGAGAGAGAAUUUGCAUGGAUUCCUCCUUCCCUCCGUAGUCUCCAGCAGCAGUAGUCUGGAGGGUCACUCAACUAUCCAGACCAGAUUUGGGGGGCGGGGGCGGGUUGUUAUAGGGGCAACGAGGGAAAAGGUGGCAGUGUCUUGUGAGCAGAGCUGUGCUGAUCCAACCAACUGUUGAUAUUUAUGGCCGUUUCUGAUUUGUCGUUUGAGUUAUUAAUGUUCUUUGGAAAUGAAGGAAAUAACCCAGAGGGAUUUCAUUUCCGCCUUGAUAUUUCUCUCUCUCUCCUUCAUUUGGUAUUUUGCUUAUAACAGUAGGCCCGUGUUAAAUGACUUUCCCCUUUUUGCUGCACUUAAAAAAACCAGGAAGUACAGUUUCAUCUAAAGUAUGCUUAUAUUCUCUGUGUGGGAAACAAAACGGAAGUAAAAUUUUAUAUGUGGUUUUAAAAGUAAAUAAAUAAAUAAAUUGUUGAUAGAUGAUAUUUUACAUUUUUACCUGGAGCUGUUAACUAGGAAUUAUUCAUGGAGUAUUUUUUAAAAAUCAUUAAUGUUUUCUAGAAUCUCACAACAAUCUGUUUUGCUAAUUGCUUGUGGGAGGAUUUGCAGAUGCAUGAUGGAUAUCAUUGCACACACUAUUCUUUUCCUCCUUAUGCUGGUCCUGCAAAGGGGUAUAUGAUCUUGAGGAGUAAUGAUUGCACAGACUAGGCUUAGGUUGAACUCCAGUCACAUAAAUCUUAGUUAAUGUAUUUUCAGUGUUGCGUGGACAAAUACAAGGUGAACCUUAGGCUGAAGUAACUGUGGGGCAAGAAUGCAGAGGGACUGCGUGUGAUUCUGCUUUCUCCCUGCAUACACAAUCUCUACAUGUUAAAGGUUGGAAGGUGUGCUCAAUAUCAGCCACUGAAUAAAAAUAUUCACAAUUAUGCUGGGUAUUCACUAGAAAAGGGAAACUGACUGAAUCAGGCACUACAGUUAGAGACCCUAACUCUAACUGUAGAGACAUUAACCUGUAAUGCUAGUAAGUGUUACAGUUUAUCACCAAAAUUUAGCAGUUACCGUAUUUUUUGUCCCAUAGGACGCACUGGCCCAUAGGACGCACCUAGUUUUUUGGGGGGGAAAUAAAGGAAAAAAUUUUUUCCUUUAUUUUCCCCCCAAAACCAGGUCGGGGAAUCCAAACCAGGUCGGGGAACAGCGGGAUGGCGGCGCUCCGCCUCCCCGCUGUCCCCCAAGCUUGUGGGGCUGGCGCUGGGGAGAAGCGCGUUACUUCCCAGCGCCAGCCUCCAAACCAGGUCGAGGAACAGCGGGAUGGCGGCGCUGCGCCUCCCCGCUGUCCCCCGAGCUUGUGGGGCUGCCCGAUGUCUGCCCGAAGCGCGGGGUGCUCUGCUUCAGAGCUCCCCGCACUCCAUGCAGCAGGCUGUGGAUGUCUUCCCAAAGCGCCGGGCGCUCUGCUUUCAGCGUGCCCCGCGCCCCGGGAAGCAGGCUGCUAUCCGCAGCCUAGGGAGCCCUGCGGGAACUCCCGCGGGCUUCCCUGGCGUGCUGAUAGCUUCCUGAAGCCUGGAGAGCGAGAGGGGUUGGUGCGCACCGACCCCUCUCACUCUUCAAGCUUCAGCGAAAGCCUGUAUUCGCCCCAUAGGACGCACACAGAUUUCCCCUUCAUUUUUGGAGGGGGAAAAGUGCGUCCUAUAGGGCGAAAAAUACGGUAGGUUAUGGAGAUAGCUAGAUUAGACAACAGCUGUUUAAUACUUUUGCUUGCUUGUGCACGGCAAUGGACCAUAUAACGUACUUUAGCAGUCUAGAGAUGUCUGUUGACCGCAAGAAUAAUAUAGAGGCAGCCUGAGGUGUGUUUGUGGUCAGAAGAGUCUAGAUGGCAUCACUGUCCACUAAAACCAGUACAGUGGUACCUCAGGUUAAGUACUUAAUUUGUUCCGGAGGUCCGUACUUAACCUGAAACUGUUCUUAACCUGAAGCACCACUUUAGCUAAUGGGGCCUCCUGCUGCUGCCACGCCGCCGGAGCACGAUUUCUGUUCUCAUCCUGAAGCAAAGUUCUUAACCUGAAGCACUAUUUCUGGGUUAGCGGAGUCUGUAACCUGAAGCGUAUGUAACCUGAAGCGUAUGUAACCAAAGGUACCACUGUAAAUGCAACCAAGAGUGAGAAAAAGACACAUUUUCCCAAACGUUAAAUUGUGGUUGGCUCUUUAUAAUUUGUUUUGGCAAGCUGUUUAUCCCACAAUGUUUAAGAAAGUUGUAGUUAUUAGUGGCACCACCAUCAGCAGUGAGCCUAUUUGCUUUAUCUUUGUUUAUUUAGCUCUUCAAAUCAAGCUCAUUUUAGCACUUUGAAGUUAAGUCUUUAGAUGAUUCUUUCAAACACAAUAUAUGUAUUCUUUUUCUGCUUUAGGGUUGCUCUCUACAGCACAGCAGACAGGAUGUGUGGGUGAUAUGCUAUAUUUGAAAGAAUACGUGGAGGAAGUUGCAACACUAAUAGUGAAAUCCUUACUCAGAAGCGCAGUAUGUGCAUACAGCGUUGUUGCCCAAGUCGAUUUGCAAGACUACAUUUUUUUAGUCCUACUUUUGACUAAAAUAUAAGAUAAAAUCAAGUUAAUUUGGCAGUUUUGCAAAUUAAGCUAGGGCAUGAGUGAAUCCUUCAGAGGAUAUCCUUCAAAGGAUAUAGAUCAUGGGUAGGCAACCUAAGGCCCAGGGGCCAGAUGCUGCCCAAUCGCAUUCUCAAUCCGGACCACGGAUUGUCCUGGAAUCAGCUUGUUUUUACAUGAGUAGAAUGUGUCCUUUCAUUUAAAAUGCAUCUCUGGGUUAUUUUUGGGGCAUAGGAAUUCGUUCAUAUAUUUUUUUCAAAAUAUAGUCCAGCCCACCACAUGGUCUGAGGGACGGUGGACCUGCCCACGGCUGAAAAAGGUUGCUGACCCCUGAUAUAGAUGGUUAAUGAAUGAGUUCACAUAAAUACACAACAAACUUAAGCCUGUGCUGCUGCUGUUGGUGGUGCUACUGCUGCUGUUAGAUUUAUCUACCACCCUUCAUCUGAAGAUCUCAUGGCAAUAUGAAGCAUUAAAAUACAAGGUAAAAACACAAAAUGCAUAAUAAGAACAAGAACAAAACAACCCAAUAACCCCACCCUACCCUUCCCAUGAAGUUUAACUCCCAGGGGGCCAGACAGAUGGAUGCGGCAGACUAGGGAUUCCCUAUUCCUGUAUUAAAGUGCAGUGAAAGCAAUUUCAGCACACACUGUUGUAUCAGAAGAUCUUUUGUACCUGGGACAAAGACAGUGGAUCUGUGUUCGCCUUAUCUCCACACUUAGCUUUUUCUUUUUCUUUUUUAAAGACACAGUAGUAUUCUCUGUAAAUUCCCAAAUAUAAAAGUGUUUCAUAUAGGAUAGCAACCUCAUUUUUCUCCAGUUUUGUCAGAAAGUAGAAAGCUGCAGCCUGCAAGGCAGUGAGCUCUUCAGGAAUCCUGAAUCUCUGGUUGUUGUCAGGCCCACCGAUUAACUGGACAAAAAUAUUAUUCUCUGAUUAAAGGAGUAGCUGAACAUUCUUCUACCAAUUAGAUAGAGCAGAGCUUGAAAUCCAAACUUCUACAUGCCGCCUUGGAGGUGGACAAUAAGAUUUCUGCUCUGUCUUGAAUCCUCAGGGUUGCCAUUCUUAGCCACCUUGAAAGAAUUAGUACUAAGUCUGAUUUUUGUUCAGUGGACUGCUUCAGUGAGUCGUAGAAUUAUUUGCUGUAAUAGGAGCCCCCCACCCACCCAGCAUAGGCUUAUUUUCUACUUGGCAGGGUAGCUAAUCAAAAGAAACUAAAAGUGCUGCAAGAUUCAACAUAGAACCAAUGUGUUUGUAAUAAGUAAUAAGUGAAGCCGUAAUUUAAAAAAUGAUUGGCUUGAAGAUGUAUUAGUAGGUUUUUCAUUUGAAACUGACAUUGCUGAAAAGGCAAGAACUAUUUAUAUAUUAUAUAUAACAUGAAUGAGAAAGUGAGAACAAAAGGUUUUCAAUGGGAUUUUACAUCUUCCAGACCUGCGGCAGAAUUCAGCUGAGAAUGUGAACAAUAAAUAAUUUCAAACUAGUAAGUAAAUGACAGUGGGUUGUCCUCCCCUCCCACCCCCGGCCAAGCCAUUAGGGGAAAGCUUUUCAGAACUUUAUCUCCAUAGAAAGAGGUAGAAUGAGCUGACCGUGAUGCCAUUGCUUUCUCUGAACACCUAGAUGUAUAUUCAAAUAUACCUAUACCGAUUUUGCAGCCAGUUAUACAGUACUUAAAACUUAUAGUAACUGCUGGUAAUACAAAGUUAAAUAAAGCAUGACUUUACUUAAAUGUUAAAGGAAACUUUAAUGGGCAUCAACAUUUAUCAGUAAGUCUCACUCCAGUAAUUUUUGUUUGUUUGUUUUAAGGUCUUCUACCAGACCAGAAGUUGCUAGCAUAGAAGCUAUAGAGCAAGACAACCAACAGUGUUCACAGAAGGCUAUUGUGCAGGCCCGUUCAUCGCAGGUGACACGCCUUACAAGUAUUAUUUUGGCUGAAGAUAUUUGUAAGUAGAGCAAUAUUCUUCCCAUCUUAUUUUGAGAUGUGUAUGUUUUAGAUGACUUUGUUGUAAGUUAAUUCUACACUAUUCUUUGGUUGGAAUGUGGUGUGGUGGUUUUUGAGGUUGAACCUAUCUUGUAACUAGAUAUUUUCCUGUAUCUCAUCAAGUAACUGGCCAAGUCCUUCGCUGCGAUGCCAUAGUUGACCUUAUUCAUGAUGUUCACAUUGUGUCCACCACAAAAGAACUGUAUCUAGAGGAUUCACCAUUGCAACUGAAAAUUCAAGCUUUAGAUUCUGAAGGUAAGACUAUAUCUCUUUUAACAUAAAAUAUUCAUCCAGACAAAGAGCUCUUCUUGAUGUUAUGUUGGCCAUGGCCAUACAUUUUCCUUCCUAAAUCUACCGCUGUGUAUCAGUAGUCUCAGCUUGAAAUUCCUAUCUGCAUAAAUGGGCUUCUAAAUUUGCAUUUUAAUCAUAUUGGUAUUUUUCUUUAAAUUCAAAAACCUCCAUCAACAGGGGGGGAAAUCACUGUCUCAGUCUAGUUUUGCGGUCAAGUGUCUCCUAAGAAAGCCAUACAGAUCACGUGCCUCCUGCUCCCUUCAUAGGCUGGUGUGGUGUGAUGUGAAGGUAGAGCCAUCCUGUUUAGUGCACCAAAGAGCUGUCUCCAGGAUACCCAAUAAAACAGCUCUGUAGCUCACCUGGACCAAGUGAGGUUAUUCUCUCUUUGCAUCAGCCUAUGGUGGGUGGUGAUCCUGCUUAGCCCUAGGCUUGGGUUCUCUGAAGGGAGCUGUCUUGUGCACCCAAACUCAGCACUAAGCAGCCUUGCUUCUCCCAUCCCUGUAAAGUAGUGAGGAAGAGGGAAGCAAAGCUAACUUUUGCAAGUAGAAGCAGCAAACUGGAGAUGUUUCGCUUGUUACUGUUGCUUGCAAACUCCAGCCUUGUUUCUCCCAUCCCAUCAGGUGUCAGGAAAGGGAUAAGCAAAUUGAUGUUUUGCAAGCAAAAGCAGCCUGUCAAUCAUGUGGCAUUAUGAACAUAUCAUGUUUGGGCAGCCCUGUGUCUUUGGCCCGUGGGCCUGAUCCUGCUAAGGAUGUGGCUCAUGGAACCAAAAGGGUUCCCCAGCCCUGCAGUCAAGCAGUAUACUUGCAGAGAUGUCAUUGGGAUCAACAAUACCCAACAAUAUUGGGAUAAAUAAUAUAAAGUACAUAAAACUGCAAGACCUAUGUGUGGGGCCUAAACAUAAAACAAAAUACUGUGACAGUAACAGAACAUAUGAAAUAACUAUUACAGUUGUAUUAGGACUGCGAAGGUCACGACUUGUGAAUUACCUAUAAAAACAAAUCAUACAGGCCUUGCAAUCAUAGCUGACAGUAUUUGAGUAGCCUUAGAACUGCAGCUGACAUGCAGGUAAAAUGUGGUGGGAGGCAUUCCUUUCUGUAUUCAGAAGCUCUAAAGAUGAGAGUAAAAAAGAAAUGAAGGAAUUAUAGCAUUUCCAUGGCUAGUCAAUAAUAUCAAUAUUUGCACUGGAUAGCAGAGAUUCUGUUUCAUGAAUUGGACUAAUAGACAUAUGCUGGUAUCAGUUCAAGUAAACCUAAAUUUUGAGGGGAGUUGAACUGUCUCCCGGGCCUAUUGUGCUUGCAAUACAUGUACUGUAGGGGUGCUGUGGCCAAUGUCACAGCAAGCAUUUCUCAUCUCUUAGUGUCUGCUGCAGAUUUGCAGCUUCAGCACUGUUCCGUUUCUCCCUGCUAAAGAAAAAAGCACACUAUUUGAUUUAUUUUUACUUUACAUUUCAGCAAUAUUGAGGGAAGAUUUACCUUAGCUCCGCAAAGUUCAACCAAGUGUUAUGAAAACAACCAAUUAUGAUUGUACAUCUUGUAUAAAAUACCCUUGGGCACUUAGAAUUCUAUUUUCUGUGGUAGAUUGCCUUUUUAAAUAGAAAUUUUAGGAUGGAAUGCCAACCCACAGCACUCUACUCUGUACUAGGAACCCAUGAUUGAAAGGUAUUUGUAGUCUUUGAUACACUUAGAUGCACUUUGAGGUGGAGAAUGGUCAUAGAGUGCAUGUGUGACUGCAACAACAUUUUCUACUGAUUUUGCAGUAAAAUCACGCUAUUGAUUAUGCGCCAACAGUGAACACAACUGCAAAUUCAUUUUUAAUUAAUCAAAAUAAUUUGAAAAUAGAGAGAAGUGAAGGAUCAAGUCCCAGAUUUGUCAGAUUAACCUCUUAGGUUUCUGAAUUUGUGUUAUCCCUUAAUUGUAAAAACAACCUUAUUUAAGGCUUAGUUUUUGGUAAGGAAGGAAGGGUUGGUUAUGUAUUUAUUUAUUUAUUUAUUAGAAUUGAUAUGUCACUUGAUUGCAAAAGAAAACUCAAACUGGUUUGCAGAAAGAUGCAGGAAUCGUUAAAAUAGAAAAAUAGAGAGAAAUUAACAGAAAUUCACUUCAGCUGCAUCGUCCAUAAAGUUUUUAUUGUAGGACAUUUCCAUUCUUUUUAAUUGCUUUAAUUCUGGUCACAUUGUUAGAUAGACAACAUUUGAGACAUAGAAUCUUUAUUUACUUCCAUUUCCAAAUGAUAGUUUGAUAAGCUAAAAAAAAUGGCGCUUUUUUUCUUUUUAAAAAAGAAAGUUAAUUGCAGGUAAGCAAACAAUAGUUUUUAUUAAAGUGAUGUCUUUGAAUUGAUGCUAUUGGGAGAUGAAGACUGAUAUCGUGACUGAGGAGUUAGCCUUGAAUAAUGAUUUUAAUUCCAUUUCUUCAUUAAUGUAAUAGCUUUUAAUGAAUGUGUAUUCAAUAGUAACAAUAUACCUGAAGCAGCGUCUCCUCCCCAUUGUUCAGCCCGGACACUGAGGUCCAGCUCCGAGGGCCUUGCUUUUUUGUAUACACAACUAUGCAAAUGUUCUGCUUGCUUGAGCAGUAUGAAAUUGAGCAUGCAUGUUUUUAUUGUAUGAUAUCUUAUUUGUUUUAGAUAUCACAUAAGUAGCUAGGAAAAUGGGGCCAUCUUGAAAUAUUUAUAGCCUUAUCUACCCACUUACCUAUAGCAGGAAUAAUGCAAAUUUUAAAAUUUCAGACUGCAUUUGCACAUUAUGCUUCUGUGGAUUGUGGAACGCUUUGCACUGUUUAAGUAGCAUUAAAUUAAAAACAAACCGCUAUUUGUGAAAUAGUAAAGCUGCAAUUCUGUGUCUGUGUUGUCAGAAGUAGAGACCCAUUAAAUUCAAUGGGACUUGCUCUCACGUAAGCAUGUAUAGGAUUGCAGCCUGAUUGGAAUUUCAUAUCCUAUAGGGUCAGUUAUGAACUGAUGACAUUAACGAAGGCAGCCUUAAUUUAGGCAGUUUCCACAUUACUUCUAGUUUUCAGUAGUUGCCAUUUGUAUUAAACUUGCGUCCAACAUGUAUGUAAUCUCGGCUUCACUGAUCAUAGAAUGUUUUAUACAAAUUCCUUGUUUCUGUUUGAUAAAUGAAUGGUGACUCAAUCGCUUUCCCCCCAGUACAAGAAACUUAAUAAUAAGAAUAAAAUUCUAAGCUUCUGAAAUAGGCCUAAUUCAUGCCAUAUUGUUUUGUAAUAUUUGAUUCUGGUUCCUUUUCAUUUUCUUUUGCUGCUGCUUAUUGUAAUUUCCAAACAUUUGGAUUUCCGGGCAGAAAAGUUAUUGAUUGAGCUUUUUUUAUUUUUACUAAAGUUGUUGAGCUUAAAAAAUUGACAUAUUUGAGCUAUUUUUAAGGAAAAUCGGUGAAAAUGACACUGCCAUGCAUCUGGGUUUUCCCAGACAUAUAGCCAAUUGCCAUCCAGACACUGCUACCAACUGCAGUAUUCUAGACAUACGGCAAUCCUAGAUGUAGUUUUAUGGCUGAUUACCAAAAUGUGGAAAGAUUCUAUAGCUGUUCUCACAUUUGAUACUUAUUUUCUUGAAUUAUUUUAAGGAAACACCUUUAGCACUUUGGCGGGACUUGCUUUCGAGUGGACAAUUAUGAAAGACCCAGAAACUAAUGGAUUCUCAGAUUCCCACAAUGCACUGCGGUAAGCAUCAUUAAAAUUGUUUCAUUUGUUACUUUAUGCAUAAAGGACAAUGGGCAGGGAAAUAGCAAGCACCAGCUUUGAUCUCCUGUUCCUGUUGGCAUUGCCCCCCCCCCCUUGGGUCUUUAUUUCUUGUGUUAUGAAGACUUUCUUUGGGGGGGGGGGGAGUCAAGGCAACUCGUGAUAUAACAUUUAAAGCAAUAAACUAACAAAAAACAUACAGUGGUAACUCGGCUUAGUACUUAAUUCGCUCCGAGGUCCGUUCUUAACCUGAAGCACCACUUUAGCUAAUGGGGCCUCCUGCUGCUGCGCGCUGCGGAGCACGAUUUAUGUUCUCAUCCUGAAGCAAAGUUCUUAACCUGAAGCACUAUUUCUGGAUUAGCGGAGUCUGUAACCUGAAGCGUAUGUAACCUAAAGCGUAUGUAACAUGAGGUACCACUGUACUGAAAACGAAACAUUUCUCAAAGAGUUAGGGAUAGCAGAUAAAGUUUCAUAGAAAACAUCAUUGAUAGGCCAGCUGGCAGCAAAAGAGCAUCAAAGGUGGCUCAGUUCAGGCUUCUUUAGGCAGUGGGGUCCACAACCAAGAAUUCAUAGAAUUGUAGAGUUGGAAGGGACCAUGUGGUCCAACCUCCUGAAAAGGACAUUUCAUCCAUGUUUUCAAUAGAACAGUAAAAAGAACUGCAGGAGUCUUUGCCCAGCAUGUGGCUUGAACCCAUGACCCUGAGAUUAAGAGUCUGAGCUAUCCCAAAAUCCCAACUCUCAAGGUCCAUGGGAUGGAGGCAGUACUCCCUCGGGUGAAAAAUUGCUCUCUCACAGUAUCCCUGCUCAACUCCCCCAGCAAAGUAAUCCAGAGGGGAGAGAUAGAAUUGCAUACAGAAAUUAUAGAUAGAUAGCCCAGGCCUAGUGCACCCGACCCACUGUGUUUUUCAGUCCUUGGCAUGACACAAAAUACAGGAAAUUCAUUGCAUCUCUGGUUGCUGACGGGCUGUCUUCAACUUACUGUAUCACAAGUUGUGCAGGCUUGAAUGCUCAUGUUCUUAUAAGUAAUCUUUUAUCUUGCUGAUUUGCAGUUAAAAACUGAACUGAACUAAAGUACUGAACGUGAGUUAAUUAACUUAGAUUUAUAACAGUUGCAUGUUCCAGUUGGUACUCUCAGCACACUCGUAUGCCAUUAAAAAUUACUCAUAAUUAAAACAGAAUCGGCUCAAUAAUACAUGCUCCAUGGAUUUAAUCCACAGAGUAGCAAUAAACUAAGGAUAAUGGUUUGCCUCAAAUUGUGCCCCCCUUCCUCUGACAGAAGCCUCUUCAAUCCAGCAGAGGAUUCUGUCUGCUGAAAGGGGGACAGGUGGGAUCUUCACAAAUUCCGUUGUUCUUCUGCAGCCCCCUUCUGCCCCCACCUGUUUCUAAGGACUCAGUGAUACAGAUGCAAAUAAAACGAUUAAAGUGUGUUUUAAGUGCAAUAUACACACUAGAUGACAAUGGUGAGCCUUAAUAAAAAUUCAAUGUAUUUUUAAAAACGCUUUUUUUUUUAAAAAAGCAUUUUCAUAACAUUUUUUAUAUAGAGUCCAUCAAAGGGUCCCUUAUUCCUCUGGAAAAUGUCUGGGGCAUGAAGGGGGCUGCAGGGAGAAGAGGGGCAGUUGCUUUCAAAAAUUCUUAACUUCCCGUAGCAUAGAAAAAGACUACAUGUUUGGUAAGUUAAAAAUGGUUUCCUCUUCAAAGGCUAGUUUCAUGUGCUUUUCCAUACAGCAGCAAGAAAAUAUAGGCAGUAUAACUUAGGUUCCAAAAUGGUAAGUGUUUUUAAAUUAUUUGUAAAGAAACACAAAGAUGGCUUGCUUAGGCCAUGCAGCUUGGAGCAUCCAUCUUAGACAUCCUUACUGGUCGUGUUCACGUGGUAGAAAGAGAGAAUUUAGUAACUCUUCCUCCCAAGUUGAGUUGGAGUGACCUAUCUAAGCCUUGCAGCACAACUUACUCUGUGGUCUUAACCCUUUCAUGCAUUAGAUUUAAACAUGUUGGCUAUAUGAUCCUACAUACGCUGUGCAAAAUUGUGGAAAGCAGUCCACAUAUGUUGCAUUUUUGCUUUCCCUAGUGUUUACAACACUUCAUUGCUUUCAGACAGAUCUUUUGAGUUUGAGUUUCCAUUUUGGUUAAAAUGCCUCAGUUUUAAAUCCUAUCCAAGAGCAGUGUCUCUUUGGAUAUUUUUCAUUUCAUUCAAUGUUGCAGCUCCACUAUUGAUACUGACUCUUUGAAAAUGGGUCUUCAAUGAAGCUGAAUCACUUUGUAUAUCCCAAUUUGGUUACAAUCCAUCAUAAUAAAUGAAACAACAGGCAUUCCAUUUGUUUAAUUUUCUUGGAGCCUCCAAAGUACUUUUCUGUUAUUUUGGAGUUUCUGACCAUAUUCAAGAAGUACACAGAACACUAAAUCAAUUUUUCCUCAUAUAAUUUUGCAUAUUAGAGCCAAGUAGAACAUUAAACUGAUAUUCAGCAGCAAAAGGAGCUGUAAAUUUAAACUGCACUUCAAGGCCCUAAUUUUAAGGAGUGAGGCGCAACCACAAUUAAAUACCAAGGGUUGAAUUCAGCAUAGUGCUAAGGAGAUCGUUCCAUUUUUUUCUUGUCUAACAGAGCAAUCUUCCUUUUCCUUCCCCCUGUGUGCUGUUCUAGGGUUUCUCCUGGCCCUCCAGAGUGGAUCUGGAGGAGUCACAGGAGAAGCAGGGGAAGCCCCAUUGCACUAAUGGGAUUCAGCUAAUGGAACUGUGUAGUUGAAUCCAACCCUAAGGUUAAAUAUGUGCUGAACUCUCUUGCAUUGAAAUCAUGACGACGACAACAACAACAACAACAAACUACAACAACAAUUAAUAAUAAUAGUUUUAUUCUGCACUUCUACCAAAGUUCAGUUUUCAGGAUAGUUCAUUAACAAGUAUAGUAUUUAAAACAAUAAAAUAAUAUAUGAUUAAUUACUAAAAUAAAUAUGCAAAUUUAAACAGCAGUAGCUCUAUUAAACUUCAGGGGGGAAUGAAACACAUAGGCAUUCACAUCAUAUGCUACCAAAGCCUUGGGAGCAUAAAAAUGUUAUCAGCUGGCGACGAAAGAAUAGUAAAUAAGGGACCUGGAAAAUAUACACAGAAUGGAUUACUCUGUGGCUGGGUGCCAUAAGAGAAAAGGCUGUGUCUCUGGUAGCCAACCUGUAAGGAGCUAAAAGUGGUUGCCAUUCUGUAUGUUAGCUCCUUUACGGGCCACUUGAGAACAAGAUUAAGAAAGCAUCGUUCAAAUAUAUGUCACAGCAACUUCAUUGGAGCAAAAGAAAUUAUCAUCCUUUGCCAGCAUGCAAUACAGGAAUUUAUGGGGGAUUAGCAAUAAAUGCAAUGACUCCUUGGGCUAGCUUGUGCUCUUAAAAGAGGGGAAGGAAAGCUACCAGUCAGUAUUCCAUUAUGAAAUAAACAAAUUAGAAUAGGACUGAUAGCAUCUAAUCAGCUGACUUGAAAAGAGAGAGUUAAUAUUAUUUCUGUUCAUCCAGAUUGCUUCUUUGCUGUGUACAGAAGUGCCCCUUUUAGCAGGCAAGCAUCAGUGCCUUGUGCUAUCUUUCAAUAUAAAAAUGUUCUAUGGUCAGCACAGUGGUUUCCAUUUGUUAACUUGGCCACCAUAUUCUGAAAGAGUUAGGAAAUUUUCAGAUAUGCAUAAUAAAUAGGCAGUUCCAUGAAUAACACAUGACAGAAGUUUAACCUGGACAUUAUCAAGGCAUUUAUGCCCCGGCAAGAUCACGCAGCUGCUAAGUAAUGGAAGAUGGAACAACAGUUGUCACUUGAGCAUUCAUGGGUCAGACUGGAUCUGUAGACUUUAUAACUAAGGAGGACCUGCAAUCCCAUCUAAAGUAAACCUAAUACACUGCCAGUCCUUUGCAUUUUUUAGGUGACAUUCCCCCUUCUUCAUAAAAAAUACAGGUAUAUGAAUAUCUAAAGUUAUUAACUCUUUUACAGCAUCCUGAAGUUCUCAGAAUCAACCUAUACACCACCUUCCUAUAUAUUAGAGAUGGAAAAAGUUGCCAGACAAGGGGACAUUGUUUUAGUAUCGGGCAUGAAAACAGGGAGUUCGAAAUUAAAAGCAAGGAUACAAGAAAGUGUUUAUCAGGUAAGGUCCUUUUCUGCAGUACAUUUAUUAUAGCAGUCUUCCAACAGGAUGCUUUUUCUCCUUUUACAGCUAUUGCCCAGUGAUGGAAAUAAGGUGAUACUGAUAAGCGAAACAUAUAUAUUGAUCACAAAGCACAAUUCAAAAAAUGUUCUGCAGAACUAACAAAUGUUACUGUGGCAUAAGCUGCUGUAGGCAAGAUGCAUGAAGCAGACAGAUGCAUGUAUAAUGUGGAUGAAGGAAUCUUUUACUGCUUUGUGUAGUGAGACUGAAAGGUGACAUACCAUUGAAUGUUGACAGUCACCAAAAUGGGUUUCUGCAUUCAUUUCAUUUCGCAUGUCCCAAAACUGCAAAAAAAUAUACAACCUGUUUUCUGGUACUUGCAAAAUUUACCUGGGAUUGUUGUCAACAUACACAUAUGAAUGCCAACAUUCACAAGAUAAUUGCUAGAGAUUAGAACAGACACCUCAUUAUUCCUCUGCCCCUUCCCCCCUUUUUAUUGUCAUUGUUUGUAUGCUUGUGAACAGUCCAGGUUUCUUUUCACUACAUCAGAAAUGUCUGUACAUAAACAUUCGGGAGCUGCUGCUGAUAUAUAAUUUUAUUAAUUUUUCAAGAUAGCCUACAAAAGAGAACCAUAAAACAAUUAUAAAACAUCAGAAACAAAAGCAAUUAUCGUCGCAACAGUAAAAAUACAAAAAACAACAACACAGUAUAUAUAAAAACAGUUAAAAUCCUGGGCAAUUAUUAUUUUUUAAUGUCUAAAAUGUGUUUCUCUGGUUAACCCAGUCACGUGGCACCUUAUAAAUAAUAGUAAUUUUUAUUAAGAAAGCCUACAGAUGGCUUCUGAAUGGUAAGAGCAUGUUCAACAAUGCAGCCAAUUACAUUUAGAAGGAGCUAUCCUUUGCUAUAGGUCUUCAAGAAGAGGCUGCUGGAGAGGUUAGAUUUCUGAAAUCCCAGUAUCAAGCAGGGACAUAGCAUUUGAUGGCUUGUAAGGACUCUGCUGAUUCUACUUGCCACUUAUCAUUGCUAUAGGCUGCGAGAACUUUGGAGUAGGGACUGACACACACCAGUACUGUUGAACCUGUUGUUCUCCAGUGUUCUUUGGGGGCUAUUGCUAUGUUAUUUUGCUAGUUUUGCUCAGUAAAUGAUGUUGUAAGUGGAACAUUGAAGAAGCAGUUAGCAAGACUCCUAGGCCUCUGGGGUUUUUUUCUCAGGGAUUAAAAACUGCAAAAUGAUGCAUUGUUUUUUGCAUAUUACAGUUCUUCAGGGUAUUCAGAUGCUUGACAGAUAAAAAUAGGUAUCCAUUACAAGUAUGGAUUUUGCAGCACCAACACCACUGUGGCGAAGUCAGCAAGAUGCUACUCAGCAAUAUUCUUUUCAUAUCAGCAGAAAUGUAUGUGUUUAGGGUAUAUGCCAUUUUAAAAAUAAAGAAAAUUAACUAGGACUCAAGUGGAAAAAAUGUGAAACACUUGGGUAUUUGUAUCCCAAUCUGAAAAGACCCUUUUCUUUUCUUUUUUAUUACUAUUACUUUCUGAUUGGAAAUAGAUUUAAAGGAAAAAAGCAUAGACUCUGAAGCCCCCCUCUUUUAGACCCUCACAGUGCUGUCUGGGAUUAUCUAGACCAGUUUUUUUGCAAAAUCAGCCACUUGAUAUUCAUAGGUUACAGUCUAAACCAAGUGGCUUACUGUGUUGCUUAAUAAUGUUCCACCAUAGCCAUAUAUAUAUAUAUAUAUAUAUAUAUAUAUAUAUAUAUAUAUUUAAGAAGGUAAAGACCUCUCUGCAUCUCUUUCAAGGUGCCCACCCUUUAUAAAAAAAGUUUAUGUAUAUGCAUACAGUUGUACAAAGAAUAUUCAUUAAGUGGGUGGGAAAACUAAAGUAAUGGUUGUGUACAGGAAAUACAGGACAAGUGAAAUACCAUGUACUGGCAGUGUGGCCUGGGUGUCCCAUUGAAGAUUCCAGAUAGCUGUAGGCUAACCUAGCCUGCCACGCAUCAGCCUGGGCUAGUGUCAAGAUUUAGUCUGAAAGUUAUUCACCUGUAUUGCAUCAUUUUAUGAGCAUAAGCCAACAGGUGUUUAAAAAAAUCUCAUGAAAAUGAAUAUAUUCACUCAUACUUCCAUGUGUUACAGCCUCUACAAUCCACAUUUACUGUGCAUUUUGUUGCAAUUGCAAAGCAAAGCAGUUUUGGAGUUGUUCUGUAAUAAAAUAGAUUAAAGAGGAACUAGAUAUGACCUUUUAUGAGACAUUUAAAGUGUUGAGGUUUUCAACCAUGAGGGUGGAAAAAUUGGUGUGAGAUCUGUACACAAGAUGAUAUGGGAGUCCAGUGCUGUCUUCUCAAUAUUUUAAAGUUAUUUUAGUCUAAGACCAGUGAAAUCUUCCAAGAGAAGAAAGUGGUGGAAUGAAAAUCCCUUUCUGUUCACAUUUUCCAGUUUGUUUAAUGGCCUAUUUUAGCAGUUUUUCUUCAGAAUGGCUAGUUCAGCGGGACAGUGCUGCAGAAAUGCCCUCCUGACACACCAGUGUUGCUCCUGCUUACCUGGGGGUGGGAUAGGGCAGAAAUAAGAUUGUGGCCGUACAGGCCCACCAGUGGCAGUGCCCGAUUGACCUGACCUCGCUCUCAUUCUGUUUUGCACACUGGUGUCGAGAGAAUAACUCUACAGCAGGCAUAGGCAAACUCGGCCCUCCAGAUGUUUGGGGACUACAACUCCCAUCAUCCCUAGCUAACAGGACCAGUGGUCAGGGAUGGUGGGAGUUGUAGUCCCAAAACAUCUGGAGGGCCGAGUUUGCCUGUGCCUGCUCUAUAGUAUCAUCCAGGCGUGGCGCACCCAUAAGGCAAGGUGAGCCAACCGCCUCAGGCAGCAGGUUUCUCCUGAUAUAGUCUUGUCCCCUUGUUCCUGAUGUAGAACUUCCCUGACCCCUUCUUUACUGGCGGGGAAGAGGGUGCCAUUUUGGAGUCUUGGGCCAGCCCUGAUCUCAACAGAUUCCAUCAUUUGCAGUUCCUUUUUCUUAGCUGUCCAUAAGACCUCCGGUUAGGCUUGGCUUUUAAGUUUGCAUUCCAGAAUGAGAAUUCUAGCUGAAAGAAUGCGUCAUAUUAAUUGCUUGCUUGUUAACACUGGAUUUACCUCAUUCACUGAUUGCUUGAGUGCACAUACAUUUUCAGUGCUUGUAAAAUUUAAAAGGCAAUCAUGCAGAUUUGUGUAUGGCAAUAUAACUAACCGUAGUAUAACAGAAUAAACAAACAGAAUGUGAUCUGAUAAGGGCUUGACUGCUCUGUCAAUACGUAUUGAUAGAUGCUUACUACCAUGCUAAGGUCCUUGUCUUAACUUUGUGCAUAAGUUAGCACAAAGAAUAUGUUCAUUGCAUGACGUUCCUAUUUUCCAGUAAUCCAGAGUAUGGCCUUAGAAGAAGUUAACACAACAAAGUCCUAUUCAUGUGAGAGUAGGCUGCCCUUUAGGUACCCACAACCCCAGCUGCUUAAGUCUUUAAAAAUAAAACUCAUUACUUUUGACAUGUACCUUGAAAGAAACUAGAAGCCCCUGAAAAUCUUUAAAUGCUGGCAAGGUUAAACCUGCUCCAUAGGUCUCAGUUAAUUACCUGGCCAUCAUUGAACUAGUCAGCGUUUCUGAAUAUUCCAUGUUAGUUACCUCUGCAGUAGCACUGCCCCAACGAAGAUAAAUGUAAAAAAAUCAGGUUCUCUCAAGAACACCUUCACUGGGGACAUCAACCAAAAAUAUGCUAUUCCCUUCUGUGACCUCGCAAGGAAAGGACUGAAAGACACACACACAUAAAGGCUGUGUACACAUUCUGCCUUUAAAACUCAUUCUUUCCCUCAAAAAAUUCUGGGUAAUGUUGUUUUUUAAGGGUCCUGGAAAUCGUAACUCUGUGAGGAAUAAGCUACAACUGCCAGAAUUCUUUGAGGGAAAGAAUGUGCUUAAAAGGUAGGAUGUGUACACAGUCAUUAUGUGUGUGUCUUCUCAACCUUUUUUUUUUAAAAAUGGAAAAUUAACUUUUGAAAUUACAUAAAAUGUAAUUUAUCUUUUAUUGCAAAUCAACUGUUUGUUGUCAUUUAAUGUUGGCAUGUAUCUUUCUCUUUUCAAAUAAUUCUCCAGCAUUUUUCUCCACACUUCUUCCUCUGUUUUCCUGACUGAGCUGACUUGAGCGAGUAGAACAUUUGCACUAGAGAUGUUAAGGAAUCCCUUCUCACUGUGUUCUUUAUAACCCACAUGUGAGCUCAGAGAAAAUUGAAAACCAUACUUCAUUCAUCCACAUGGCACUGCGGAAUACCCACAUGGCAGUACAAAAUACAGUUGCUUAAGUUAACUUGCUGCAUUCAGUUUUCUCUGACAAGUUGACAUUCAUUUCUUCCCCCAAAAGCACCAAGAAAAUACUUUCAAGAAAAAGUAAUUAUAACCGCAGAAUUGAAUAAUGUACAUCUAUUCUCAAAGGCAAAAACUAGACUUGCUACAACUGUUCCAACUGUUCAGGUAGAUAACUUUUUCUAUUUUAAAAAAAACUAAUGUUUUAAAAGACAGACCACUGUACUGGGAAAAACACCACAACAUGUGGCGUCUCUGUUCCUCAGGCAGCGAGAAGUUCCUGGGGCAAUGCUUACCCUGACUUGCCUUCCUUUGAAAGGGAGAUCAAUGGAGACAUUAUGUGAGAAUAUACUGUAAGCUUUAAAAAAAAGUUUGGGAGUAAGUUAUUCUUACAAACAGGUCACAUUCUGUAUUUUACACAGUAGUGUAUCGUACGGUCUUCUGUUUCCUGGUAUGCAAUAAAAGGACUUGUGGAAAUUGGAUUUUCUCAAUUCUUACCAAGAAGUUGGAACUUUGUGCUUGCUCCAAGGUGUGGGAGAUGAUAUAGAUAGAUGAUAGAUGAUAGAUAUCCUCUGCUCACCAAGAAGGUGGUGUCCACACAGUGGAAGCAGCUUGGUUAUUUAUUAUUGCUUAAUUCCACAACAAGCAAGGUAACAUGUACAUUUUGCAAGGCCAACUGGACUCAGUUGUAGCCAGCUCCUAGGACCCCUGAAAUCUUGCACCUUACAAGCAUUGGCAGAGCUAUUAAUUUGGGGAUCUUUACUGGAGACAGUUGCGUGCUUGAUCACAACGGGUUGUACCUAAGUCCUACUCAAGCAGGCCCAAUAAAACUCCUGAACCUGAAUUGGCCUAGGGCUUGCCGAUCAGAAGGUCAGCGGUUCGAAUCCCCGCGACGGGGUGAGCUUCCGUUGCUCAGUCCCUGCUCCUGCCAAUCUAGCAAUUCGAAAGCAUGUCAAAGUGCAAGUAGAUAAAUAGGCAGGAAGGUAAACGGUGUUUCCGUGUCCUGCUCUGGUUCGCCAGAAGCGGCUUAGUCAUGCUGGCCACAUGACCCGGAAGCUGUAUACCAGCUCCCUUGGCCAGUAAAGCGAGAUGAGCGCUGCAACCCCAGAGUCAUCCGCGACUGGACCUAACGGUCAGUGGUCCCUUUUCCUUUACCUUUAUUAACUUCAUAGGUCUACUCUAAGUAGCAUUAGAAGGGUCUCUGCAUACAGCCCACAAGCUCAUAACACUACUUUAAUUUGCUCAUAUCCCUUCUGAAAGGGCAAUGCAACCAGCUGUUAUUUCAAAACAAAAUUAGUGCUUUUCUUGCUUUACAUUUUCCAAGUUUGUUUUUCAGUGAAUGAAAUUAAAACUUUACCAUGAACCUAACUGUUUCUUUGGAAAUCCCAUUUGUGUGAGAGUUUUUAAACCUAUAUUCCCCCCCCCCCCGCCUUUUCUUUUUUAACCUACAGAAUGUACCUGCUGCUGAAGUCAGGUUGUUUAUUUUGGAAAACAUAAUUCUGAAUCCAGCGUAUGAUAUCUACCUACUUGUAGGAAUGUCAGUGCAGUAUAAAGUUCAGAAAAUAAGACAGGGGAAGAUUACAGGUUUGUCUUUUUGUUUUUUCAAAUGUUGAUAUUUUGUAUUCAGCCAUUCUCUGAGAAAGACUGGAAUGCAGAUCUACCUGACAGAAAUGAUUACCACCUUUUAUGUGUAUCUAUAGACCUGUACAUAUCCUCAUUUAAGUCAAGAAGGUGAAACAGAGACUGUGAGUUGCAGUUCACUGAGCCAAAUUUUGACGUGUCAUUUUAAUAUGCCAUCUGGCAGACAUUUCCUCCAAACUCUUGUGACAGGAAGGAAGGUUUCAGUUAGACUACAUCAUAUCAACCUGAGUGUAUUCCUACAAAUACUAUCCUCUGUGUGUGUCUAUACAAAAGAACUCUCAGUAGUAGUAUAUGGAUUUAUACUUUUAUCUGUUGCGUAAACCAGUUUUGUGAGUAUAAGGUAUUUCCUUCACUCGAUUUGAGUUGCUGCGUCAAUCCAUUUUUCUUUUUAUUUAUCAUAACAAAUUUAUUGAUGACUCGAUAUUUUACACUGACAGGACUCCAAGGGUGACACCUUUAUGCUCUCAUUAUUUUUUGUGUCUUCUUCCUAUAUGUACAGAAUUAAUAAUGCCUUCCGAUCAGUAUGAACUGCAGCUUCAGAACAAAACACUCAGCCCUGGGGGAGAUCCAGCCUGGGCUGUUGCCAAGUUGGAUCAGGCAACAUCCAGAGUUACUGCAUUGCAGCGGGGACAGACGAACGUUGUACUUUGCCACAAAAAUAUCCUUUUGAAUAGCGUCCUACUUGUUAGCUUUGAAGCUUGAUGAAAUUAUCGAUUUUGGCUCAUGCAGCAGUUGGAGAACUAGCCACUAUGACCUAGUUCGCAUGACGCGCUGGGUCAAACCUUGGAUUAGCACGAAUGCUGGAACAUACAGGCUCCCAGAUAGAAGCUCGUAGCUGUGUCGUGAUGAACUAAUUUAGGUUUUGGCUUAGCAUGUGGUCUGAACCAAGGUUUGUGGCUAAGCAGUUUCCAGACUAACCACUAACUAUAACCCAGGUUAGUUCAAUGUGGUGCCUUCCAUAGUUCCAGUUACAGGUAUCUGUAGAAGAAGAAGUAUCUGAAGAAGUGUGCAUGCACACAAAAGCUCAUACCAAUAACAAACUUAGUUGGUCUCUAAGGUGCUACUGGAAGGAUUUUUUUUAUUUUGUUUCGUCAAGGUUAGUUCAAACAUUGGCUUAGCUCAGUAGUUACAGCAGCAUAGGGGGGUAUCUUGUGCUUCUGUACAGUUGUGGCAACUGCAGCUGCAAUGGCCUAGAACCCUUUAAAAACAUGGUAACUGAAACGGAAGCUGUGUGAGCUAGACUUGGGGGGGGGGUUCAUGCAUUGGUUGCUUCAAGACUGGAUUACUGCAAUGCAUUCUGUGUGGGACGUUCCUUGCACUUGAUUUGGGUGCUGCAGUUGCAGAAUUCUGUAGCACCAUUGCUGUCAGAAGACCCUGAUUUGUUACUGGGCCAAGUUCAAGAUGUUACUGUUAUUAUAUAAAGCCUUUAACAGCUUGGGGCCAGUUUACUUGUGAGAUUUCCUUUCUCUGUAUAUGCCUUCCUGACUGCUUCAAUCUGCAAAACUGGCACUGUUACAGGUGGCGUGUAAUACUCAUUCUGCACUUGUAAGAAAUUGAUAUUUUAAUAUGGCAGCAUUUCACUUUGGAAUUUCUUGCCUGUUGACAUCAGGCAGGUGCCUUCACUAUACUCUUUUCGGCACCUGCUAAAUCCAGUUUUGUUUAGGCAAGCCUAUCCAGAAAUGCAGAACGUUGACAUAUGCUUAUCAUUGAUUAUUAUUUUUGAAGGUUUUAAAAAGUAGCAUUUUUAGUGAUGAUUGUAUUUGUUUUAUUACAAUCAAGUGAUAUAUAAACUUUGCAAAAUAAAUAAAUCUUUUUUUACAGUGGUUAGGCAAAAUGCAACAUAGUGUAUGGAGCCAUACAAUCUUAAGUUGUUGCAAGUUGAGUAUCACAAUUCCCUCUCUGUUUGGUGUUUGUCUGCCUUAAUUGCCAUACAAUGAAAUGUAGUUCUACCUCCAGGAAAUGCAGUUCAUCUUGUGCCAAACAUAAAUAUAAUUAUAAAAGGUAUUAGUUUGAUUCAGGUGGAACAGGAAACCAUGAUUCUCAGUACAAGAGGAAGGCAUGUAAAAUGUCAGGCUCUUGCACUCACCCCUCCCACUACGGCAGCUGUGAGAAGCAUCUACUUACACUUUUGUCCAUACUAGUCUGCUGCAUCCAGACUCCAGGAACUGUUUAUUAAAACUCUUGUUAGGAAGAUUAUAUGAGUCUCAAGUCACCGGCUGUAUUAACAUAUAAUGCUAAACCAUAGUUUAGUUUACAGGCAUCCCCAACCUUUGGCCCUCCAGAUGUUUUGGCCUACAACUCCCAUCAUGCCUAGCUAACAGGACCAGGGGUCAGGGAUGAUGGGAAUUGUAGUCCAAAACAUCUGGAGGGCUGAAGGUUGGGGAUGCCUGGUUUAAUACUAUGUGCAUGUGCUAUAGUGAGCUCAUUUAAAGCACACAGAAUGAUUGAAUUGCAGAGUUGGAAGCAACCCCAAGGGUCAUCUAGUCCAACCCCCUGCAAUGCAAGAAUCUUUUUGCCCAACAUGGGGCUCGAACCCAUGACCAUGACAUUAAGAGUUUCAUGUUCUACCAACUGAGCUAUCCCAUGAACUCCCUCUUCCUUCUCCUUGUCCUGUGCAGCCAGGAGGAUUUCAUUGAAGAUUAGUUUCAUUUUUAUGAAGGGCAGCAUAUCAUGUUCUAUGCAGUGCUUUUUUCCUAAAAAAAAAAUGUUUAGGGGUACUCUCAUUUUGACUCAAGAAAAUCGCUAUUUUAUAGUAUAAAUCAGGGGAAAUAAAUACAGUAAAUGGACAAAAGGCCACCAUUGUGGGUAGCAAUGGAACUGACGAUUCACUGUGCUAGAGAACAAACUAAAAAAAAAUACAUUUCUUCUCCUGUUAGAUUCACAAAAUGUUUAGGGGUAUGCGAACCCAUGCGUCCCCCCAGAAAAAAGCACUGGUUCUAUGAACUAGGAAACUGGUAAAUUGCAAAGCAAACUAACUUCAGACUAUGGGUUAUGAAGCUGACUUGUUUCUCUAAUAAGAGUUUGACCCAGGAAUCUGAGUUUACAACAAGGCAUGGGUAGGCAGACUAAAGCCCGGGGGCCGGAUCCGGCCUGAUUGCCUUCUAGAUCUGGCCCAUGGACAGUCCGGGAAUUGCUGCGUGGAUCUGAUUCUGAUCGUUCAGGCUGCACCAUUCUCCCCCCCCACACACACAUAUACCACAGCAGCAGCACCUCCUCCCUCCCUCCUUCUGGCUUCUCCCCGCCCUGCCUAGAGGAGGAAGGGGGCUGGGCUUUGUUGGUGCCAGCCGCUCUCGAGAGCCCUUUCGCACACCGCUCAUCAUUCCUCCGCCACCGCCACCAGCCCCUUCAACUCACAAGACACAGGAGCCACAGUUGGCUGAGCACCCCUCUCAAAUGGCCGCCAUUUAAAGCAGCCCCACUCCAGAGCCCUUUUGCAUGCCACUCAUCAUCCCUCGUUCAUUCCCCCCCCCAAUAUAGUCUGGCCCCCCACAAGGUCUGAGGGACAGUGGACCGGCCCCCUGCUAAAAAGAAUUGCCAACCCCUGCCACAAGGCAACAAAGUGAAACUAAACUUCAACUAAGUAUUUUGCAUGGCUUCCUGGGAGGAAGAGGGAUUCCUGAGCCCGAUGCUUUGUUUAGGCUCACUGCAGCUCAUGCAUGCAGCAUUAGAUCACAGUGUAGUGUCAUAUGCAAACAUAGCCCACUGUGUGUUCUUUAUGAUGCGUUAUUCUCCUCUUUAGUUUCAGUUAAAGAAGAAAUUGCUUGUAACUUACUGUAUCUCUUGACCUUGACCAGUUUCCAAGCAUUUCUAUGAAAGGUGCUUCCAAAUUGCCAAAUGGCACCAUUUAUGUUGUAGACCCUGGAUACUUAGGUGAGUACUAGAUGUUCAGUCAAAUGAAUCUGUCAGUUUUGUCUUGUUAACUUUGGGGGAAAAUAAAUAACUUCUUUCUUCCAGCUAUAAUAACUUAAUGUGUCCAUUUAUAUUACAGUAUGUUGAUGUGUUUUUAAUAUAAUUCAUAUCUGUGGGUGACUGGUGGGUGGCCUUUAAAUUUGCAUGGCCAUAAUUACAGCCUACUAGUUCAAAUUUUCAAAUAUCUCAUUUUCAUUAGAUUUGCAAAUGUGUAGAAUGGUUAAACAUUGUGCUUAUCAUAUGCAAAGCCAUGAGCUUACGUGCCUCUUAUUAAUCUGUGGUUCCAAGCCCUUUCUCAAAUGUCCUUUCCCUGUUUCCAAGCAUUUUCUCUGGGCCACGGAAAGUACUCUUGCCUAUUAUCGUUGCUUGAAGCUCUUAUGUUUCUAGCUAUAAUACACACACACACACACACACACGAUAGAGAGAUAGAGAGAUAGAUAGAUUACAGUUACAGGGAACCAGGCAGAGGGCCUUCUCAGUAGUGGCACCCACCCUGUGGAACGCUCUCCCACCAGAUGUCAAAGAGAACAACAAUUACCAGACUUUUAGACGACAUCUGAAGGCAGCCCUGUUUAGGGAAGCUUUUAAAGUUUAAUAAGUUAUUGUAUUUUAGUGUUCUGUUGGAAGCCGCCCACAGUGGCUGGGGAAACCUAGCCAGAUGGGCGGGGUAUAAAUAAAUACAUUAUUAUUAUUAUUAUUAUUGAUAGAUAGUUGCAGAUCAGGGAACCCUUUGGGACUGACAAGUAAAGUAAUAAAUAUUUACUUAAUUAUUUUUCUACAGUCACAGAAUGUGAUUGUUGCUUAAUUUUUAUUGCGUCAAACUCUAAUGCCCUGGCUAAAUAUUAGAAGCCUCUUAUCAACAAAAUAAGAGUAUUUGAUUGAAAAUAUGAUUCUGAUAACCCUUUAUCAAAUAUGUAUUUCUGUACAGUAUGAUUUUCAUUGCUUUUCUACUUUAUAGGAUUUUCUAUUCAUCCUGCUGAUAGGUGGGUCUUGGAAACAGAGAGGAUCUAUGAAAUCACUGUUGAUGUGUAUGAUAAAUCAAGUAAUAAGGUGCACUUAUCGGAUGUAAGUGAAAUAUGGGCAUACAUUUUCUCUUAAAUGUGUUUGUGUGUGUGUAUUCUUAUUCAGGUGUUUAAUAUUUAUGGGAAAUGAGCUCACUUCAGCCCAGUAUGUGAUGAGUGAGCAGCUUCAGCUUGAAGGAGGUCAUUUCUGUAUACAUAGGGUUUUCUCUACGGCAACUCAAGAAUAGUCCUUUUCUGUGAUGGCUCCCUAUUUAUGGAAUGCUGUCCCCAGGGAGGCUCACCUGGUGCCUUCAUUACAUAUCUUUAGGCAUCAGGCAAAAAGGUUUCUCUUCAGCCAGCUGUUUGGCUGAUUAACAUUCCCAAAGUGUUGGGAUGUUUUUGGUUUGUUUUUGUUUUGUAUUGUAUUUUCUAUUCUCAGUUUGUAUUUUUAUGUUAUUAACCACCCGGGAUCUUUGGAUGGAGGGCUGUAUACAAAUUAUUAUUAUUAUUAUUAUAUAUUAUUAUUAUUAUUAUUUACCUUCAAGCUGAUAGUGAUCAUGUAUCACCUAAGGCGAGCAUGAGUGGCUGGCAUGCACAUAGGCCUUGAGGGAUAGGGCUAGCCCCAUGCAUUCCCAUUGACUCCUUCACAUAUUUGGUGCCCUCAAUACCCAUGGGUACAGAAUUAUGGAAUCUGGCUAUUGUCUAAUGAUAUUUUAAGAAAUUGCGGGGUUUUGCUACCAGUUUAAAUUAGGAUGGAGGGAAUGGGCUUCACUCUGGUGACUGAAAGCAGCAAAAAAUGUUUUGAGCCGGCUGCCUCUUUUUUAUCAAGUCAGGCUGCCAUAUUAUUUUACUUAGCCCUAUUUGCGUGUCGAGGUCCCCAAGCCACCCCUAAAUAAUUCACAAUUCACACCUAAUUUUUGUUUAAGGUUUUUGGCAUAAUUUUGGCCACAACUUUAUUAAAAUACAUAAAUGUGAGUGGUUGCUUAGGCAUUGGUUCCGACUAUCUGUCCCCCACCCCGGGAGAGAACUGACUUCUGGAUUCCAGCGAAAGCCAGUAAGGGAAAACAAUAUUGGGGCGAGCAUGGGGCCGGGCACCAGACCCUCACUCCUCCCCGCAUGCUUCCAGGGGCUUGCGCGGCCCACGCCCCAUUCAGGGGUAUGGACGAAAGAAUGGCAAGCCCCUGGAUUCCUUUAACAGAAUUCCCUUGCAGCAGCAGCAUUGGAGGGGCAGGCACCGCCAAUUCAUACCCCUCCACCAACCAGUUUUUUAAACCAAUGCCUAACCGCAACCUUACAAGUUUUGACGAUUUGCUACGUAGUGGGCAAAAACCAAAUGGCACCAGCCAAUCAGCCAAAUGGACAAAAUUCCUAACUGGCCCCUGCCCCAAAAGCAGACGACCCCAUGACAGGCAUAGCAAAGUCAACGCAAAUACCCUUAAGUUAGGGAGGGUGGGCGGGGGAUCCGAUGCACGCAGCAAAAGUGCCCAGUCAGUGCUGCGUGCCUUGCUUUAUAACCUUUGCUCCAGCCCCCUAAAUGGCAACACCAAAAUUUGCCCAGUAACCCAACCACCCAAUCACUACGGAUGGUCAUCCAUACUGACCCACCCAGCAACAGAGGGGUGGCUUGUCAGCCCCCACCGCAAGACGUGCUCUCUAUGAAGGAGAACACGCUUUCUGUAUCUCUGACAGCAGGCUGGCAUGCUUAGAUUAAGUCAGUCAGCUUUACCUGUGUAUGCCUGCCUACUAUUAAAACACUAGAGCAGGGCAAGUAAAGCACCAAAUAUGAGUAGUAACAUAUGAAAACAUUGGGUGGUUGGAACCAUAACCAACAUUAGACAAACAACUCAGAGCAGAUUCAUAGAGGUUAAUGGCAAGGGCUAACUUAGGUCUCUUAAUUUCAUUGAGUCUACUCGUGAGUAGAAUUUAGCUGAGUAGAACAAAAUUGGAAAUACAGUGGUACCUCAGGUUACAUAUGCUUCAGCUUACAGACUCUGCUAACCCAGAAAUAGUGCUUCAGGUUAAGAACUUUGCUUCAGGAUGAGAAUAGUAAUCGUGCUUUGGCGGCGCGGCGGCAGCAGGAGGUGCUUCAGGUUAAGAACAGUUUCAGGUUAAGAAUGGACCUCUGGAACGAAUUAAGUACUUAACCCGAGGUACCACUGUACCAUAUAUUGGUUUGGAUGUGGAAAUUUCUUGCAUAAGCAGAAAAACUAUUCAACUUUCACAAGAUAACCCUGCUAAAUUGCUCUGAUUUCCCUGUCCUGCAGCUGCUGCUGCCGCCACUUCCCAUGCCCCAGCCCACAGCAUUGUCAGAGAUCCUCAGGAUUGUGCAGAGAGGCCACAGUGAACUAUAGUCAGCCGAAGGUGUUAGGAAAGCCUUGCUUUGUGAAUGAAGUUCAGCUCAAUCUUUCCUAGAUCUAUUAUAGUACUUCUAUGUCAUAUAUUCAUUUUUAUUUUAUUCAGAGUACAUCCUCUUAUGUCCAAGUAAUUACACUCAUCCUUUUUAAAUUUCAGAAUCUCAGAAUAGAUAUUUCCUGGCCAAAAGCGUACUUCAAGGUUCUUCAGUCCUCUCCAAAUGGUUCAUAUCAUCAUGUGAAAGCGAUAAAGGAGGGACACACCAUUAUAAGUGCUUCUUUAACAUCUGUUGUAGAUCAGGUAUGUCUGUUGAAAGAGGAACAUUUUGUCUUGCAUUUGUUUAAAGCUGAAGCCUUGAAUCUGAAUGGUAUCUUAAGAGCAAAUAUGAUACAUUGAAGUUCAACAAAGUCAAGGGGGAGUGGGAAUUAACUUGUCUUAAUAGAAAUGGAGGACUCCUUACAACUAUAAGCACAUCUGUUUGAAAAUAAAUUCCAUUGAUUCCAAUAGAAUUUCAUUUCAAGUAAUUGUCUUCACAAUCGCAAACUAACUACAUAUCCCUAAAUACAUUAAUUUGAAGCAACCCAGUUGGACAUUUUCGAUCACUGGGGCUUUUUUCUAAGUAGUGUAUUCAAGUAGUAAAGCUUUUUCUGAACUGUUUCAUGCUAUAGAUAUGAGUUGCUCAGCCAUGAUGAAAAAGCCCACUAUAUACAAAGGAAAAUAAUGUGUUUGGGAGCAGACUAGGUUGCCUCUAUUUGUUAACCUGACUCUUUUGUAUAUGCUUGAAGUUAGGGGUUUUCCCUCUCCUACAUGCAGCAUUCAAACAUCCUAGGCAGGACAGUCCGGUAAAACCUUUACGAAACAAUUAAGUGGAAUGUUUCAAUUGGGCUUCAAUAAUUUCCAAAACAUGAGGAUAAGCUGGAAAGCUAACUUCCUAUAGACUUGCCCCAAUUUGCAAGUUUUGUAGCCCUUCCUGGUGUCUUUUUGAUUACUGAAGACAAAUGGGGUAGGAAGGAACAGUCCUAUGUUGAGAGACACACACACACACACACACACACACAUAUAUAUAUAUAUAUAUAUAAAUAUAUAAAUAUAUAUAUAUAAAACAAUUUAAAAUAAUAAUUUUACAUCCUUACUAUAUCAAUGAUUUCGCUACUUCUCUUUCCAUGGUUCAUUUUACAUAUCAUAAAUCCCUGCAUAUUUUACAAAAACUGUACCAUUCAGUACUCCAUUAUUGCAUUCAUCAAAACUUGUUUACACUGUUGAAUUUAUCUUAAUGCUGCCAGUGUUUUCAGCUGUAUACAAUUAUUUCCCAUAUAUUCAAUAAACAUUUCCCAGUCUUUUUAAACGUAUGUUCUUCUUGUUCUCUUAUUCUAUAUGUUAAGUCUGCAGGUUGUGCAUAUUCUGUCAAUUUAAGUUGCCAUUCUUCUUUAGUUGGGACAUCGCUCAUUUUCCAUUUUGGGGCUAACAAAACACGGGCUGCAGUGGUAGCAUACAUAGAUAAGCUUUUCUGACACCUGGGAAUAUCAGUUUGAAUUAUCCCCAACAGAAAGGACUCUGGGGUGUGUUUGGGGGGAGGGAGUACUUUUAAUCAUUUUUUUUCAAUAGUGUUGACAAUUAUUUCUUAACAAUCUGGCACCUGUUGGUCCUGAAGCUGCUGUAGAGGCAAGAGGCUUUUGCAGUUACUCAUGGAAUGAGGGAGGCCUGGCAAGUUUCUUCAGUGUUCAGUUAUAUGCUUUGCUGGCACCAAGGAGAGGGCAGGGCUGUGAGGUUUUCUUCAUACCUAGCCAACAUGGGUAUCAAAAGGAAAUGUUAUAAUAAUAUACGGUAAUUAAAUCUGCAACAUUCCUAUAGACCACUGGUGACUGAGUCCCUGCUAUCAGUCUGGAUGUGCAAAGUAUCCCAAGGAUAUAACACCAUGCCAAAGUUUUGAGUGCCCCCAUAACCAACACCAUUGAUUCCAGAAUAUCUUGUUAGCAACCUCCCACAGGAAAUAAAGCAAUGCUUCUGUGACUAAUGAGAAGUUGCUGCUCAAGGCUGCAGAUCUUGGCAGCCCUGGAUAGUUGCAAGCUGAUUUACUUGGGAUAAUUGUCUAGGGAAUUGUUUCUUGACUUAGAAUGUAAUUGCCGGUAUGGAGUUCAGAAAAACCCAUUAAUGGGAACAGAUAAACAGCUUCUAUUUUGAAAUAUACUUCUUUCUGGUUUAAAGUUUAGUGGAUGUGGUCUUAUCCAAGCUUGGAAAGUGAUGCAUAGUUUAAUAAGGAGACUGACUUACUUUAUAAUGCUGUUGUAAGGAUUACAACUAGGUCACAUAUGUGAAUUUAAAAGUGCUAUUGAAGUGUUUAUACUAAUGUAGUAGUAGUAGUAGUAGUAGUAGUAAGAAGUAGUAGUAGUAGAAGAAGAAAAUACUGAGUGGGUUUUUUCAGAGUUAACUUUAUUGUGAGCAAUGCGUCUUUGGUUAACAAUAGUAAUUGUUAUAUACUGUAGAUUAGCCAUUGCUUUUUGGGAUAGCUAUAGAGCAUAUCCAACUGAGUUACUUAGAGUAGACCCAAUGAAAUCAAUGGAUUCAAGAUUCAUUAAUUUCACUGAAUCCACUCUGAAUAUAACUAAUGUUUUGAUAUUGGAAACAACCUUAUGAUCCUAACAUUACUUGCUUGGAGUUGAAAGGAAACCCCCAGAAUGUAGUAAGGCCUUUGGACCAGAACCCAUAUCUUCAGGUUAUCAAUAUCAUACAUUUCUAAUACAUAUAUGUUGACACAAAUGUGCUCUGCAACACAAAUUAGAAGGCCACUCUCUGUAUCAGCUUCUUAGCCCAUGUAUGUAUUUUUAUUACUACUAUUAAAAGACACUACAGUACACCUUUCAGUAAUAUUCUCGGGGCAGCUAUAGAUUAAAACAGUAAAACAGCUUAGCAAAAUAGUAAUCAGCACACAGCCUUUAAAAGGGGAAAAUAAAGAGGUCUUUGCCUGGUGCUGAAAGUACAUUAAAUUGAGUGCCAGCUGAGAUGGCCACCUAUGUAACUUCAGAGACAGGGAGACAUGGAGAAGUGUCUCCACUGUAUGUGAUGAUGCAGAAGUUCAUGAACAUGUCAGAGAUGAAAUAAGCAUCCCUAAGUUCCCACCGGCAUUUCAUCUUUUUAAGAUUCAGACAGACUUUGUCAAAUAAACAAAGUUUAAUUAGUGCAUAAUUUAUUUUAAUAGGAUGGAGGUGUUCACACACUACCUGUUCCUGUACAGAAUCAGCAAGAAGUAGACAUUUAUGUUCCCAUUGCUCUUUCACCAAGCAUUUUGACGUUUCCAUGGCAGCCGAAAGCUGGAGCCUAUCAGUACACAAUAAAGGUAAGUGCUGAAAGCCAUCUAAAUGCAGAAAACAGUCCGCCUCGCUAUUGGGUACUUGAUGACUCUAUUGUACGUUAUUAACUUUUGAGGCUGCAACCCUCUUUCUAUUAGAAAAUGGAAUUUCGUUACUCUUCUGCUGCAAUUUGACACCUGCUGCUUCCAGAACUGCAUUUUGUUUUAUGGCACACUCUUAUGAUUAAGGAGCCUUCCUUUUAAAGUAGGUAUGAUUGCAGAACAUAACCUGUGGUGGUAGAAAAUAACAAAUGGAAAACAAAUAAAAAUUCUUAUGGUUUAUGGCAGGUAGGUUCCAUAAGUUAGGGGCUUUGUUGACUGCUGAGAAGAUAGCCAGAGCACCGACAUACUUCACUUCCUCUGUUUCAUCCACCAUUGCAAUAACAUUGCUGUUGGGAGGCAAAGGCCACGGCUUUAUUCACAGUAGAUCUUCCAACCAUGACUCUUCUUCUGCACUUUUCAUGCUUUCUCAGUUUCCAGCGAAUAAGGUUAACCAGAAGCAUCUUUUCUUUGAACUUUCCUGGGAAAAACAAAUUCUGUUACGCAAGCUUUUUUUUUUUUUUUUUGGUUUUGUUUUUGUUUACAGGUAACUCAGUUAAGGGUGUCAGAGCUCUUCAGAUCUCUUACAAAGAUUUUCGUCCUCUUUGUAUGAGAAAUGGUUUAACUUGAAAAGAGGCAUCUAUGUGAAUAAAUGCCAAGCUGUGUGAGUUUCUGACAUGUAAAAAUACAGAAGUCUUAGUUAAGCAAUCUGAUUUGAGAGAAUGAAAUUUAAGUUAUGGGGCUGAAUCUAGAUUUUUGCUUCCGUGGGUAGGAGCAUCUGUUGAGCAGAACGCUACUCAAUGGAUGCUGCUGCUGGUGUGCGUGUGUGGCUUGUGCUUCUGUUAAUUCAACCCCCCUCCCCUCCGAAUGUGAGAGGUGGUGCAGUGGGGACAGAAUGUAUUAGAACUCAAUACAACUCCAGAAGGGUAUGGGAGAUGUGUGGUGGUGAUCAUCCCCUAUUUAGAAAUGUUUGAUUAUUUGGGCAGUUUGGCCUGUGAAAGUGAAACUGUUUCCUGGGAUUUUUAAAUUUGUGUUUCUGCUUAGAAUAAUUCUAAACAAAUUAUUUAUGAUAAUUUGAGAAACUCUCCUGCAUGUGCAACCUCUCUGCAUGUGGAGAGUAAUCUGACCAGUGGAGAAGAUGAGUGGGAAGGAAUUCUGCAUGUGGAAGAGUGUGGGUAAUUUACAGUGCCCUUAUUGGGUUUUCUUUCCUCGUUGCCAGAAUUUAUAACACAUAUCAGACUGCUAUUGACGAUAUUCUACUUAUGGCAGUGGGUUUUUUUAUAGAGCUGAAACAGAUGGUAUACAUCUGAUAUGCAUAGCAUACAGAGCUAUCCCGUUGCUUGAUCUGUGAGGUCAUACAUCUCUCCAUAGUUUACACGCUAUAAAAACAGAGUACUUGUAAAUGCAUCUUCUUGUUCAAGCCACAAACACAUAAUGAAGAUAAAUGUGUGAAGAUUUACCUAGCAGUUUUGAUUUUAGGAAAGGACUUAGGACUGAUGACAUGCAUUUUACAGCUACUGAGUCCUUUGAAAGACUAAGGGUGUUGCAGGCCAAAGUAUUCAGACCUUUGUAAGAAGCAUAGUGAAAACUGGCGCUCUUCAUUGUUGUCAGCGGCUGACUUCUGAUGAAUUUCAGAAGCAAUGUCUAUACACAGCUAACCUCCCCUUAAGACUAAAAAUAAAGACAUGAUGACAGCAAGAAAUCAAUUUUCUGUGCCCCCUUUUGCCAUUAAUACUUUUCAGAAAUUCCCAUUGGUAGAAAAACACUUUCAGCAGUACACAGGUUAGCUGCACUGAGACUUGAAAUCAUUCAGUUGGCUGUCUCCGGCUUUCAGUAAAACGGAAUUAAUCGGAGUUCUUAAGAACGCAACAAUUCUAUAUGCUGGGCCUCUUGUGUGCUGACUUGUGAAAUGAUAUGCUGACUACUGGCACUAUUAAUCACUGAGGUAUCUCUUGGUAUCAAAAAUUUUGCCGGCAAUAGAGAACCAGAGGGAGAGGUGUCUGUGGCCAUUAUAACUAUGAAUGAAACAUCUUUGUGUAAGGAAAUAAGAGAUUAAAAUGCAGCAGAGUGUGGAUCCCUGAUGUUUCUAGUUUAGUGGAAGAGUGUUUCUCUCCAUGAAUGUCUGGCUAGCAGUUCAAGGCUAGGCUAUUCUAAUCUAUUUGAGUAAUUUGCAGAAUGGGUAACUUAGAGGUAUAUAUGAGAACAAGUAAUAAAAUGAAUAUAUUUAUUUUUUAUGUUUUUCAUUUACCGUCUAGGCUCAUGGUGGAAGUGGUAAUUUUUCUUGGUCCUCAUCUAACCAAAACGUUGCUACAGUAACAGUCAAGGGAGUAAUGACCACUGGGAAUGAAAUUGGUGUCAGUAUUAUACGUGCCAGUGACGUUCAGAAUUCAUUGCAUUACGGGGAAAUGAAGGCAAGUAAUACUUAUUUUGCUUUUCCUUCCAAGAAGGGUCUUAUCAGAAUCUGCGGAGAAGGCACACUGUGCUUAUCAGUCAUGAAGCAGAAGAGUUCAUGUCUCUUUCUGUGCCUAGGAAUUCUACUUGUGGGGCUUCAGAGCAGACAGGAAAUGUUGAACAUCCUUUCGCUUCUCUCACAAGAGGGUUUCUCUAGAUGAAUUAUUUAGGUUUGUUAAAUACUGCAGAAGCAGCUUUUCAUACAUAUGGAGUACGAGACAAGUGGGGAAAACAGAAUAAAAUGCACAGGAUGGCUGAGGCAUGUCCCCUCUUACUACUGGCUAAUUUUCUUAUUUUUAAAGAAAACUCUAGCACUUGGAGAUUUAGGGAAGUUAAACAGGAAAAAAGGUUUCAUUUUACAACAAAAUUGGUAAAAGAAAAGAUGUGCCAGGAGGUAGAAUCAUUUCAAGAAAUUGUUAACUAAUAUUUAUAUAACAAUUGAGUGGAUGCUACAGGUUUCCAAACAAGAUGGUAAAUACAUACCAUAUUUUAAUUCCUUAAACUACUUGCAGAAGUUUUGCAGCUGAGGUCUUAAUCCUUGAGUCCUGAGACAAGGUGGUACUUUGUCAAUUUCCCAGUCUUCUAUAAAUCUCAUUCCUGAGCCUCUUCUACUAGUAUAGCAGACCAGGGGAUCACCACACCCCUCCUAAUGGGUUUGGAAUUAUUCCUCUCUCGAUCCAGAAGAUCUGUUUCCUUCUUCCUGAAAUGAGACCAAAGGAGAGUGUUUCCUCACAACUCCACUUCUCCUUUUUCAAAUUCAGCUUCCCAGUUCUCACUUCUCUGUAUACUCUUAAAAGACAAUAGUCACUAUCUUUUAAGUUCAGAGACUUCUUUUGCUGGCUAUAGAUACUUUCCUCAGGGUGCAUUUUACACAAAGCUCAGAGGCUAUUCUCCUAUCCAGCUGAACACUAACUCCCAGCUGCUUUUCUUUUUCUCUCACAAAGUGCUGUCUCCACUCCCCUCUGGAUAGCUGUACCUGCUGCCAACUCUGCAAGCUACACCACUCUGGGGAAAUUUCACAGCACUGCACCACCAAAUUCUGGUCUAUCUGAGCUUUCCGUCACAAUGACCAACAUUUUAAUUUGGGUUCCUUUUUAAAUUGCUAAAGGUGAAUAAUCCUGUGCUUUAUCCAUUGUCAUCUGGCUAAAUGCUUACACCAUACAGAUGUAGAGAACCACAGAAAGAUUUGAAGACACGUGUUAAAACCUCCAUUUCCUACAAACCUUGUAGAAAGGUUGCAUUGGUGAAAUUCAGGUUCCAAGACACAAAAUUGACUUACCUGAAAUAGUCUUUAGCCAGAUAAGGAAGAAGGAGGCUUCUAAAUAAGUUUUCCAAAUUAUCUGUUCUCCUCCCAAAGUGAAAUUGCAAACAUUUAAAACUCCUGAAGAGCCAAUUUUCAGCUACAAUUAUAUAUAAUGACUGAUCCAUAGUUCAUGCAGAUUUCCUCACACUCACCUGUCAAACAGAUGGCUAACCACACUUCUCACCUGUUGUGAUUCCAGAUUCAAUUUCCCCUCUUUCUCCUAGUUUUUCAAAUAGAUGAUUGGCACCAUCAGAGCUUACCAUAUUUAACAACUGUAAAGAGGUGCACUUGCAAACCUAAUCUAGUAUGAAUAGGAAUACAUGCAGAGGCAGGUGCUGAAUGUGUUGCAUGUUUGGGAGGGGUAAAUCUGGGUGAUUGUGGACCUAGGCUAGUAAGCAGACAGGAACUAAUUAGCAGGUACCAGGCUAAUUGUUUCAGUCAAACUGUAUAGCUGUAAACCAGAGAAAAAAAUAACUUUAUACAGUACAAAGUUCCUAAAAUGCUCAUUCAAAAAUACAGUAAGAAAUGCCUGCCCCACCCUACUAAAAUCGGAGCACCACAGUAGAGGCUAACUUAACCACCAGUAGCCUGGGUAAAUCAUGUCUUGGUCUGGUGCUCCCAAACUGACAGUGAUGGUGCCAGACACAUAUCCCCCCGGAGAGCAUUCCACAGAUGGAGAGCCCCUCUGAAAAAGCCUGUUGUUUUGUAGCCACCUUCCAGACCUCCCUAGGAAGAGACACAUGGAGAAGGUCCUCUGAUGAAGAUCUCUGAGUCUGAGCUGGUUCAUGUGGAGAGAGGUGUUCCUUGAGGCAUCUUUAGCCACGUAAGAUUUCAUAGGUGAAACCAGCACUUUGAAUUGAGCUCAGAAACUAAACAGUAGCCAGUGCGAUUGGGCCAGAAUUGGUGUAAUAUGUUCAGACCUUCUGGUCCCAGUCCGUAAUCUCACAGCUGAAUUCUGUACUAGCUGUAGUUUCUGAACUGGCUUCAAAGACAUCCCCACAUACACAAUUGCACUGUCUCUAAUAGCACAAGCAAAGCCUGGCUUCUAGAGCCUGUGUACUUAAGAAUAUAGAGAUACGUUUUCAUUUGGACUACUGUGCUUAUGUCAGAUAGAUGGUACCACCUGGACCAGUUAUAAUGCAACAACUAAUGGAGAGGAAUCUGGUUAAACAGCCACUGCCUGCUAUUUUAGUCAAGAGCUAUUGGAAUCCUGCCAAGUUCACAUUGCAUGUUUGUUUUCUAAAAGCCCUUUUGCUAGGGUGCAUUUUCCAGGAACAUAGUGACUGUUCCAGAGCGAAAAGCCAUUUACUAGACAGUCACUCUUGGUAUGAAAGUAAUAUGUGUUGCAGGAAAUAUAUUUCUAAGCAAGUUUUGUUCAAUAGAACUGUUCUAGAAGUUGCAUCUGCAGUGCCUAUGGUAUAUGUAACUGCUUGUUUUCAAUCUGUUUUAAGCAGUCUGUCUGCCCUUUCAAAAAUAAUUUAAAUGGACAUUAAACACAGCAGUUUAAAUAUUAAGUUGCAGUGUUAUCCUACUUGCUAACCUACUACUAAAGUUAGAUGAAGGUUUGUUAUGCAGUCUUACACUGUGUGUAUGUACCACACAAUAUCUCUGUCCCCAAAAUGUCAUUUUCCAGGAAAUGAUAGCUGCCUACAUGAGGCUCAGAAAUGAGAUGUUUAGUUAAACCGUUUCUUUGAGAUUCAUGAUUCAAAGCGCAGAGCAAUAUGAGUGCACUUCAUCUCAUUUGAACUUGCAAGAACGAGCAUUAAAUGAAACAAGUGCCUUCAGUUUAACAUUUUAACUGUCUCUGCUCAAGCUUUGCAUCUUGUGUUUGAAGCAAACAUCUGCCUGCUGACCUUGAUUAUCAGGUUAGGCAAGUAGUCUAUACCUUUCAUGAGGAUUACAUUUUUAACACCAUGCCAUAUGGUCCACAAUUUAACCUGAAGCAUUAGACAGGUGGCUUAAAAAGUUAGACACACUGAAUAAAAGCUUUGAUCAAGCAGUUGUUAUGAAAUGUUGCUAUCCAUCUGUGAUGAUUUCUUGAUGAUAGCAAGGAAUAAAAUAUAAACUUGGAAUUUAAGCAUCUGCUUCUCCCCACAUUUGAGAUAGCAUUUCCAUGUGUAUAUUAUAGAAAAUAUGUGACAGAAGUGAGCUGUCAAUAAACACAACAGUCACAUGCGUACUAAGCACGCUCCAAACCUGCUGUGCAUUCACUCUGACUCAGUGUGAUUUACCACAGUCCUGUUUAUAUUUACAUGUCUGUAAGCUCUGUUUAUUGAAAUGGACAGAGCCUGCUGUAAUAACAGGUGGACUGUUAAUGCAACACAGGCAUACAAAGGAGAAUAGAAGAGGUUCUCUGACCACCUCCUAAGUCUGUGCACAGAUAAAAUAUAAGAAGUAGCAUCUCUUUCCGAGUUCCCUUCUUUCCAAGUCAUAUUGAAGAAGGAGUGAUGUCACACACACACCCAAUCCAAUCCCUAAAGGUCCACUCCCAGGGGACAUUCAAUUUAGCCAACCUAUUUUGGCUUGGAGAGAAAAGCUUCACCUGCCACAAGGUCCUAUGCUUCCCUGGGAUUCCCUAGGCUUCUGAUACACAUUUUGAGAGCCAUGGUAUUGGAUGCUCUUUCAGAAGAGAGAGGACUCCUUAAGAAGUGAGGGGGAUCAGAGUAAUACACUUACAGUGACUGCAAUGUUUAUAGGUGCUAAAUUCCUAUUCUACUAUUAUGCAGUGACAUCUGCACAUUCACGUUUGGACAAGAUAAUGUUAAAAUUAGAUGUUCAAAUGCAUUUCAGUUUAUCAUUUCUAUCUCCACAAAAGGAUCUCAGCUUAUCUGUUACCAGUAGCGUUGUCACUAUUUCUUGCCCAAUUCCUGAGCAUUGAGCCAGAGAUGAAAUGAAGAAAUUUAAAUGAGUGGGAAUUUCCCUUUUGGACGACAGGAAUUCAGCUUGGUCACUUUCAUUGUCAGCAUGUUAUAAAGAAUAAGCCCCAAAGAUUUAAAUCUCCUUAGGAACAAUAGGCAUUCAACAAAGGUUAUAUUAGCAAAGGCAUUGUGGUGUUUGGCCAUAUGGUCAAUACACAGAUUUUAAAUUUUGAGAAAAUAUCAAACCUAGAGGUUCUUAAAGCUCAUUGUGGUGAAACUCCCACAAUUGCAGAAAUCUAGAGCACGACAACUCUAACAAAAACGAAUCUAGUCCUUAACUCAGAUAUAGCACCAAGUGCAUUAGGGGAGAAAGGAAAAGUGCAAUCAAGAUCCUAAGGAGCUCUUUGCUUGCAUUUAGAUUUUCUAAGAAGGAACUACUGCCUCUGUUAUUCUUGAAUGAGGAAUUAGAUAAGUGUAAGUCCAUUAGACAUAUAUUAUUGAACCUUAAAGGAUUAAAGUGUAAUUUAUGGGAAGUUAACAAAGAAUGUCAUGUCUUCCCUAGCAAUUCCAUUGCCUUCUAAAGUCAGUUGCCACCAUGCCUCCUUAAUACAUAAACAAAACCAUAUUGAUGGCCACUGUGGUGUAGAGUUAAGAGCGAUAGACUCGUAAUCUGGGGAACCGGGUUCGCUUCCCCGCUCCUCCACAUGCAGCUGCUGGGUGACCUUGGGCCAGUCACACUUCUUUGAAGUCUCUCAGCCCCACUCACCUCACAGAGUGUUUGUUGUGGGGGAGGAAGGGAAAGGAGAAUGUUAGCCGCUUUGAGACUCCUUCAGGUAGUGAUAAAGCGGGAUAUCAAAUCCAAACACUACUUCUUCUUCUUUGCCCAUGUCUGCCUUUGGACCUCUCCCUAGGUCUCACUUUUUUGACGGUGUGUGGGCAUAAAGGAUGUAAGCUGUGUAAUCGGGGGGGGGGGUGAGAAAGAGAGAGAGAGAGAGAGAGAGAGAGAUCUCUAAGAGUCUCAGGAGCUCUGCAAGGUAUUUGUGUCAUGCUUUGUUCUGAUUAUAACAAAGUUAUUUGUCUGCAAGUCACGCAUUUCAAAUUAGAAGUUGGAAAUUUUUGAGGUUAAAAGUGAAACUUUCAGAUAGUUAAAAGUGGCUAAAAAUAAGCAACUUCCUCUUGGCAUUUCAAAGUUUCCAGUUCAGGUUUUGUUCAUUAUCUCCAUUCUGGCUGCUGUGUCUUACCUCAUUAUUGUUUCCUAGGUGUACGUGACAGAACCUAGUGGCAUGGAGUUCACGCCAUGUCGAGUUGAAGCACGUGUGGGUGAAAUCCUGGAGCUGUCUCUGAAGAUUAAUGGCCUAAUGAAUGAAGAAGCCAGUCAGAUGGUCACCCUGAGUGACUGUUCACAUUUUGAUUUAGUUGUCGAGGUUGAGAACCAUGGUGUAUUCAUUCCACUUCAAGGUGGCUUAAAACGAAUUACUUCAUUUCAGUUUUUAAGAUAAAUAGAGGAACAAAUAUGUAAUCCACUUACUGGCAUGCUAGGAUUCCUUUAUCAAUAGCAAAUGCUUAUGAAUAACUAAGAGGUGUUAUAUAGAUCAGGGGUUGAGAGCUUAUUGCUUUCCCAGUUGUUACAAAUCCCAUCAUUCCUCACCAUUGGCUAUGCUGGAUGGGGCUGAUGGGAGUUGGAAGUCAGCAACCUCUGGAAGGAUACAGGUUCCCGGUCCACUUUUGUUUUGUUUCAUCCAUUUGUAAUAAUAAUAAAAGUUUGUAAAAACAACAACACCACAACUGGUUACGUAAUAGGGAUUGAUUGUACAGGUGGCGCCCAUUUUAGGCUUGUCCAACUGAUGUGAUCACCAACGCAUGGGUCCUUUUAGACCCAGAAGAAGGCAGAAGAGGGGUGGGGGUGGGUCAUGCUUACACGUUCUCUGUCGAUGCGCACUGGGGCAGAAAUUGGAACUCCUGCGCAAAAUGGUUACCGACCUUUCCUUCCCCCACCCUCCACCCCAAGACUUCCGCAGUGCUAGCAAUACUGUUUUGAUCUGCUGACUUUUCACUUUGCUAUUUGUAUUACUUUGUAUGUGUUCUUGUUCUUGUAAUAUUUAGAUUUUUCAGGGUGGUUUACUUAUAAAAACAACAUGAAUAAAUUUGAUUUUAAAUGUACUCAAGUAAUAUACACAUUGCACAUUUUCACUCUCCUUUGAUUUCCUUAACAGGAAAACUAAAGCCAACAUCUGACUACUGCAGUGGGGUCAGGGUAAAAGCUGAAGCCCAAGGAUAUACAGCACUUGUUGUCAGUUACACCCAUGAACAUAUCCACCUCAGUGCCAGUAUUACAAUAGCUGCCCAUCUGCCACUAAAAGUAAGCCUUUAGUUCUCCCUUUUUCCUAGUCUUCGUAGCUCUUGAUUCUUCAGUAAAUACUUACUUGCAAUACUGAGUGAUUUGAGGUGAAGUCUUAUAGGAUACAAAGGAUUUCUAUCAAAAUAAAAUAGCUUCAUUCCCGUAUGCUUGGAUCUCUGAUGCUUUCUACCUUGAAUAAUCCUUAUAAACUGUUUACGGGUUUCAGGAACUACAAAAUGUCCAACCACUUGUGGACAUGUACCCUUGAGAUGAUAAGCCUGUUUCAUUAAUGAUGCAGUAAUAGCUAGAUUGAAUUAAUCUAGAACUUUUUAGUAUGUCUCAGUGGUCCAGAGCGCUAGCUGUCGCUUGCUUAAAGCAGAUUUUUUGGGGGGAGAGGGGUGGAGACAAAGUGGGGAAAAGAAGAUUCAGAAAAGUCACUCGCAUGGAGAAAUUCCAUGUUUGUAAUGAGCUACAACUUUAGGGGGAUGGGAUUAAACCAGCACUAUGCUCUGAAAUAUUAUGCUUGUAAGCAAAGAUAGUGAGGCAAUACAGGUUUUGUUCCAAUAUUCCAUUGGUUUCUAAUGUCACUUCAUAUUCAGACAGCACCCCAAAACAACUUUAAGCUAUGCUUAAAUCAUAUGAUAAAAAAUUCCUAAACUUGCUAGAAAGUCGUUCAACAUGAGAGAUUAUUUGAUUUUUCACGGCUAAGUGUGCAUUUAGUUAGGUUAGGUUUAUUUAUACUUAGAGUUGCUGUUUUAAUUUUUAUAGUAAUUUUGGAUACAGUUUUGAGGCUUCAAUAUUUCAGGAAUUCCAAGCAGAGUAUAUAAAUCUCAUAGGUUAAACAUGAAGAUCAAUGUGAGACAACAGUAUGAUGUGCUAUUAUUAUAUUAUUUUCAGUAUUUUGUGGUUUUGUACCAAAUUCUAAUCAGGGCUAUUUUUUUUCUUCUAGACUGUUGAUCCCAUUUCUGCUGCCCUAGUAACUUUGGGCUCCUCCAGAGAUAUAAUAAUUGAAGGGGGACCCAGACCAUGGAUUCUAGAACCAUCAAAGUUCUACAGGAACAUCAGCGCUGAAGAUUCAGACAGUGUCGGUUUAUCAUUACUAGGGCCACCUACAACUAGGAAUCCUUUCCAACAUUGGGUUAGAGCAUCUUGCAGAGCCCUGGGGGACAAGUGAGUAAGACAGAUGGAGAUGAUAAAUUUUGUUGGACUUUGAGACCACAAAAAUAUAUAUUGACUGGCUAUACUUGUUCACUUGAUGUGUUGUGAGACACUUUGGGCACAGUUUUGUGGGAAAGUGGCAUACAAAUAAAUUGAAGGGGGGGAACCUGAGAGAAACAAUUUUAGCUGACAGCUAAGAUAAUAAGGCUUCAUAGAGUUGCAUUCCAUAAAGCAGGCAUGUCCAACUUCCAAGAGACUGUGAUCUACUCCCACUAUAAAUAAAAAAAAACUGGCCGUGAGCUACCCAUUGGAUUGACCAAAGCUGUUGAGCUUUUUUUUUGGGGGGGGGGGUGCCAAAGUUAAUACAGUAUAAUACAAAACUUGAAUGCAUAAAUUAGUUGCUGCUCUUUAUAUAGAUUCUGAUAAAUCUAAUAUCACUCUUGAGAACUAAGCAUUUUAAAAUUAGGUUAACAUCACAAGUGCUUUUUCACAGAACCCUUUUAUGUCACAGAAUGUGUUAAAAGCUUCAACAGCUAAGUUCAGUUGCUGAGUACAAGACCACUGCUUUUUUUUUCUGAGGGCAUUGAACAGUCAUUGGUGUUUUUUCCUCCUUAAACUAUUUUCGGAGGUUCUGCAGAUAUAAAUGGAGAACUGUAAGAAUAGAUAAGUGGCAAACUGUCUUGGGGUUAUUGGACAUCUGAACAAUUUUCAAAUAUGUCAUAAGUACAAAUAGGGGGGGAAAGAGCAAAACAAACUCACCUAAGUCUCUCAGCAGUUCAAUUUGCACUAUUUGACUCUACAGUGGUACCUCGGGUUACAUACACUUCAGGUUACAUACGCUUCAGUUUACAGACUCCGCUAACCCAGAAAUAUUGCUUCAGGUUAAUAACUUUGCUUCAGGAUGAGAACAGAAAUCGUGUGGCGGCAGUGGGAGGCCCCAUUAGCUAAAGUGGUGCUUCAGGUUAAGAACAGUUUCAGGUUAAGUACGGACCUCCGGAACGAAUUAAGUACUUAACACAAGGUACCACUGUAUUAACUUUCUUUGAGUGUGCUCAAUUUCACAAGUGUCUUAAGACUUUGAUGCACCCCAUAAAAGGAUCUGCAUUUGCAUAUUCAUUUUGAUGAAAGUCACCUACUGUCUAUUAUCAGGUACAGCCAGGUAUGUUCAUUAAAAAUAUUCAUGUUCAGGUCAUGACAAAGAGAGGAAAAAAUAUAGAACCAGCAACACUUAGAAAGUUGUUCUCAUAGUGUUCAUAUAAUCUACAAUGACUUGAAAUGUGCUGUCAGUUGAUAUUCUUAUAGGGUAAGAAUAUUGCUUUUGUCAGGAAAGAAAAUGAAAAAGCCUUGAGCAUUAAGAAAUAAACUAACAACUCUUAAACUAGCCUUUGGUAUAUGUACGUACCAGUUACUUUGUACUUUCCUUUUCCUUGAAGAAAGAAAGCUCUGCCAUCUGUUUCAAAAUCUUAAAAGCUUGAUUUUUGUUUUGCAGUGUUAAACUUGGUAUGAUAGCAAUAAUCAGUGAGAAGUUGUGCUUUGAUAAUGGGCUGGAACUGUGUAUGAAAAUAAAUGUCAAAAUGAUACAUCUUUAUCUGUCAGGAGUGCAGGUUAUUACUGGAACAUAAACUCAUGUUGGCUUAAUAUUUCUUGCAAGAGAGAGAGAGCGCGAGAGAGAGAAGUGAGUUUGCUUUAGAUUGUGUGACAACAAAAUGCCUUCCUAACACAGCAUUCAUAUUUUCUUUUCAUUCAUUUUCUCAUUUUUGUGCAGGUAAUUUCCUUAGUAAUUGGAAACAAGCCCACGGUUACUAACCCCUUUCCAGCUGCUGAACCUGCUGUUCUGACGCUGAUCUGUGCCAGCCCCUCCCGAUUCACUUUGGCACCUUUAUAUGCAGAACCUGAGAUUGGUCUCUCCUGUCCUUUUCUUCAUCAGAACAAGCAAGGGGUAAGAAUGAUAGUAAAAUACCUAUCUUUAACUAGUAUUUAAGUACCCUUUAGACAUUUAAGAAAGGACAUAGGAGCUGUUUUUCUAUGGCCUCAUCCCAACAUGCUGCUUAAAUGUUUAAAUUCCUGCUAGCACACAGCUGGGGCUAAUCAUGUAGGCAACCUUUCAACACGCUUGAGAGACGACAGUUUCCCCUGUUUUUUCAUAGAAAUCUUCAAACAUGUAUUCAGCUGAAAAAUAUGAUCGUUGCAUUACAAUACACCAUGGCUUGUCUUUCAAUUCUACACAAUUCCAAGGAUAAUUUUUCCUGUUUAUAAACAAAAUGAUUUCUCUUCCAGGUCCCUGUCUCGAAAUAUCGCAAUCCAGUAUUGGAGAUGGAGGUUUAUGAUCAACAGGGACGUAAAUUUGACAAUUUUAGUUCCCUUAAUAUUAUCUGGGAAUCAACAAAAUAUUCACUGGCCAGCAUAGAAGCCGAUAUGCCAAUGGAGCUGUUUUCGAAAAAUCAUGGAAAUGGUCAGAACAAAAUGCAUGGUACGACUCCAGGACAUUAUGUAUCAUUUGUUUGUGUAAACUGGUUGAACUUGGUGGCAUUAGUGCUAGAUCAAAACACUUUGCUUUCUGUAGGGUGUUUUUUUCCUUCUUGGAAUGGGUCUGAUUCUUUCUUUUUGUUCACACUUUGAUGAGAAAAAUGCUAUUUUAAAAAGUCCUGUUUUAAAGAUACAAUGAAAUGAGGGAAAGAAGGUCAGUUACCUCCAUGCUUCUGUAUACUGAUGCUUAACCAGGUAGUAAAUGCUCCUUUUCCACUUUUGUCUUUCUUUUUUCCUUAGGAUUGCAAACUGUUUUAGUUCACAAUAAACCUGGAGCAGUGACUAUAUCUGCCACUGCGGCUGGAUAUCAACAUCUUCAUCUUGCUGCUGCAGAAGUGAAUAAACCGGUAAUGCAGUUUUAUUCCAGCUUUUCCUACUCUGCCCUAAUGAGGUAUAUUUGCUAUAGCCAGGUUUUUUUUUAGUGCAUUUAUAUAGCAUUUUAGUAGUUUUAAAAUAUAUUCAUCAUAAUGCAGACAGUUAUGGGCCUGACAGAGCCACUUAAAUACAUUUUCCCAGCACCAGAAGUGCCAUUGCUCCCCUUUUUCUUUUAGUACUAUAAUCAAAUACUAUGGAGUUCUGCAUUUGUAGACCUGAUUUGAUAACUGAUUCUGCCUUGAUGCAGAGCAUCGAAGUCACUUAUUACAGCUGCAGCUCUAAAUGCCUCAUCAUAUGUCCCACAUGCUUUACUAAUGCCUGGCUUGCACCCUAAUCAUCCUCUUCUAGAUUAAGGGAGCAUCCAUUGUCAGCAUCACUACAUAGUACCAAGUAAUCUCUAAGAUCAUACGGUAUUAAGUUCCAUCUCACAAAGAGUGGGAGUUAGGAGAUUUGAUUGAGAAUGUAGAGCUAAUGUGAGGAAUUAAUGAAGUCUAAUUUUACUUCAGAUCUCAAGUGGAAAACACAAUUAGAUGCCAUUUCAAGGUAUACCACUGAACCAUGAGCUGAAGAAUAGACUUAUUUUGCCGAGGCUCACCAAAAUACAUUGGCAUGUUAUGCCAAGAUAGAGAAAUACAGGAAUGAUGAACUGGUUACUAGGCAGUAGUGACAGACAGGGUGGCAUUUCUUACGGGGCAUCCCAUCUUGGAGGUGAAUGCCAGUAACCAAGAGGGUGAGGUGAUAGGACGUUGGCACUGGGCAGGUGCAGCAGCAGAGCCAAUGAGAUGCUCCUGCAGCUGUGCCUGUACUGUGCUGACUUAAAGCCAAGUAAGCAAUGCUGUCAGGUCCAGACACUACCUGCUUCUGGGAAGCAGUCUUUCACAAUCUAUUUAACUAUAAUAAAACUCUGCAUAUUCAUUUAUUAAUUAAAUAUUGUGUAUGCCACCAUUUCUAUACUGCAAUAUCAGUACAGUCAUACCGCGGGUUGAAGUAGCUUCGGGAUAAGUAUUUUUGGGUUGCGUGCUGCAGUGACCCAGAAGUAACGGGUUUCGCCACUUGCGCAUGUGCAGUCAAAAUGACGUCACGCGCAUGCGCAGAAGCGCAAACGCGGGUUGCAUUCGCUUCUGGAUGCGAACAGGGCUCCGGAACGGAUCCCGUUCGCAUCCAGAGGUACCACUGUAUAUGGUGUGCAGUGAUAAAGCAUAAUUACAAACAGUACAAAACAAAGUGUUUUUUGAAAUGACAUCAGAUCAGAAGUUUCAUGUGGCACUUUUGGGUUGCCUUCUUUAUCCCUUACAGUAUGAACCUCUUACACCUGUGUCCUCCAGCGUUGAGCUAAUACUUGUGGACGAUGUAAAAGUGAGUCCUAAAGAAGUGACUAUCUAUAAUCACCAGGCUGUCAAAGUAAGGCAUUCCGUUUACACAUUAUUAAGCGAACUGUGCAAAAAUAUAAGCUAUGUAAAUUAUAUAAUAUGUACUUUUCUUGGCAGGCUGAACUGCUCGUAAAAGAGGGCUCUGGAUAUUUUCUUGUUAAUACCAGUGCUCUCAACAUUGCAAAAGUGACUUAUGAAGAAGCUCAAGGUGUUGCAGUGGUAAGUAGCAUAAUGCACUGUUUUUACUUUAGAGGGGAAACUCUUUAGUACACAAUGAUUUUUCUAAAGUAGAGUGGCGGGAGCCUGAAGUCAUGCUCAUUAGUUUCAAUAAAGCAGCCUUAGAAUUUCCAAUGAGAACUCCUCUACGUUAGGGAAAUUAUGGGAACAGCCUCCCAGGAACAUAUCCCAAACAAAUCUAUUUGGAAUGAAUAGGAGUUAAACAAGGCCCAGUAUUUAAUCUUAGUGGGCUUCUGCGAGAUAUAUUCCUGGUGUCCAGGACUGCAUACUGUAAACCAUUUUGAGGUUUUUUUCUUACAAUCAAGUGGACUAGAGCCCAGGAACAGGUAAAUCAAAACCUUGGAUCUUAGUGUAUUGUAUGCUUCAUACUGCCUUGAUAUAUACUUUUAUGAAAGUGCAGGUUGUAAAUACUUCAAUAAAUAAUAAAGCUGGCUGACCACUAUGAAGUUCUGGGAAAUCAGAGAACUUUUCCAUUUUACCCUGUAGUGACUAGGGCCUACCAAGACUCUUGACUGACUCUCCUCUGAGUCCUGGAUAAAUUAUUCCCUGGCUAAUUUAGACUGUGUCAUUAAAUUCAGCAAAACAAAAAACCCUUCUGUGUAUGACUUAUUUUGUCAUUUGCUGGGCAAAUGUGUAGAUAAAACAUCUCUUUCCAAAUGUAGAAAUACAAGCAUCAAAAAGCAUUCUGUAGCCAUAAUAGUAUAAAGAAUUACUUUAACAAAACAUCUUAAAACUUGGAUUAAUACAAUAAUUUCUAAUUCAGAGAUUAGUUGGAUCAGUUACUAUACCAGCUAGAUUAGCCUAGCCCCAACUGACUGUAAAUGCCUGUCUACAAGUCGCCCCUUCAUGUUGGCCUUUUCAAACUGAUUUCCUUCCUCUGCCAUUUUCCUCCACUCCCCUUUCCUUGUAUGUCUUGUCCUUUUACUUACCAAGUUGAGGGCGGGACCUUCCUCUCAUUUCUGUGUUGAUAUGAGCCACUUGGGGAGGCAAUAAAAAAACAUUGGUUGUAAUUAGUGCUAUCUCAGACUCGUUGAUUUCAGUGGGUCUACUCUUGAGUAGGACUUGCUUGGCUACAACCUGUCAAUUACAUAAAUAAAUGCAUCAGCAAAUCAGAUUUAUGCAUAUUUCAUCUGAUGCCUUUUGUAGUAGUGAAAUUAGGCUCAGCCAUUCCAGAAAGUGUCGCACUUUAGCAUGAUAUAUCUUGCUUUUCUCAAAUUUUGUCUGUAUUUUCUUUUUUAAGGUCCUUAAAAAAAGACCUCUUCCUUUCUCUUCAUGAUUUGUGUUUUGUUUUUGUGUUACUGGUGCCAGUGGGGAGAAUACAGGUCUAGAGGUUACUCUCUGCAUUAGGGUCUGUUAAUGCAAUUGCUACCUACAGGCCCUUUGCACUAACUCAGUGACAGCAGAAAGCUUAACUAUAUUUUACAGCUUUACUUGAAAGGGGUAGAUUCUCCUUUAGAGGAAAAAUGCCUUUUAAAAUAUUGGUGCAUUUCUCUUUUAUCCAGGAUAGCAGUGUUCCAUUUGUUGAUUGCUGUAAAGAAAUUCAGAACCAUUAAGAAUUGCAUUUUGUAUGUUCUCCCAUCCCACCCUUUCUGGUAUUUUAGGUAUAUCCUUUACAUCCAGGGUCACUGUCUAUAAUGAUUCAUGAUUUGUGCCUUACUUCUACUACUCUUGCCAAAGUGGAGGUGCAUGUUUCUGAUAUACAAGUACUAUCUGUUGGAGUUGUUGACAAGGUUAGUAUUCAUUUCUAUGUGAUCACUCACGUACAGGGGAAUAGCAUGUUGGUUGCACUUUUAGCUCUGCCCCCAACUUUAUGUUGGCUUCCUUUGAAGAACCACUUGCAGUGGUUUAAAAAAAGAAAGUAGGUGCUCUGGGUGAUCAUACACCUGCACACCUAGGUAUCUUGAUCCCACAGCACCCUUACCUGCAAGCAGAAGCUUGUGCAUCAAGGUUUCCUUAGAGACAACCACAACAGUAUGGGAACCAAAUCUGCCAGCCCACUCAGCAGGAGCAGCAGGAGACAAAAUGGGAAGUGCUGUCUUGCCUUGCCUGACUGCCGUUGCCACCUACAACAACCUUCUCUUGCUGCCUGCUCUGCCACCACCAUGCAUGCUGCCACAUCUGCUGGUGGCAAAGCAGCAGUGCCAUCAGCACUGAUUUCAGGCAAAAUUGUGCCAAUUUGGGGUGUGAUUUGGGGCAAGAUAUUGCCCAAAAUGGAUGCAAUCAUGUCCAAAAUUGGCACCAGUGGCAGUGGCGCUUCACCACUGAACAAAGGUGGCAAGACAUUGGCAGGUGUGUUGUCUGGGGGCUUUGCCACCUGGGCAGCAGCCUCACCCUGCCUAAUGAAUGGGCCAGCUCUACCACUCAGAAGUCAACACAGUAUUUCCCUUUACAUGCAUCUAACAUGUUAACAGAACUUACACUGUUGGCUAUAAGACAUUCUACUCAAGUGGGCUUUUGGGGGCUCAUUCAUUCAUUACAAGUGGUGACUUGUGGGCUUAAUUAGGAUAUUGUAUCUAAGCUGUCCACAGACCCUAAGGAGUCCUGAAACAGAGUAAUAGAGAGCUAGUAAAACAUACUGCCAAAGAUACUGAAGUGAGAACUCACUAGGUGGCCUUUGACAAGUCACUAUUUCUCAGCCUGCCCUGCAAUAUGAGGAUAAUAAUACUGACCUACCUAAAGUUACUGAGAUAAAGGUCUCAUUUAAAUGUGAUGCAAUAACUUAGCAUUACCUCUGAAUGAGACCAUUGUGGGCCAAGGGUUUUAACACUCUAAUGUGCUAUGUUCCCUGCCCCCAGCCACCACCCAAAAGUCAUCUCUAGCCCCAUACAAAUAUCACAAUAAUAAUAGUAGGCAAGGGUGGCUAUUCCACGUCUGAAGAGACUAUCACUUCUGAAGAGUAAAGAGAAUGACUUCCCUUCUUUUGCUACCUUGCAGUAGUCUGAUCCAGCACUGGUAGCUUAGCAACUUAUCAGUAUUAAUCAUAAAGGUGUUGACAAUCUGGGAGAAUUGCUUCAGAGAAAAUGUGAACAUCUGUAAACAAAUGCAUUGCAGGUAGAGAUUGGCAAAAAAGUUACCGCUUACGUCAGAGUGCUGGAUGCUUCCAAGAAAUACUUUCCAGCUAAAUACUUCGCCUUCAUGGACUUAAAUCUAAAGGCAGCAUCUCCAAUUAUCUCAUUAAAGUAAGUGCUAUUUUAAUUUGUGUUCACUUAUAGGCAAAAGGAACAAAAGUAAUACUGCAAGGUAUUUGCAGAGAGGCUGUACUGAGAGUAUGCAUUCACAGAAGGGACAAAUAGAAAUAUAUUAUGAUGGAUGUGAAAGAUUAUGUUAAACAUCACUGCAUGGUUUAAAGUUAUUAUUUAUAUGUUUAUAAUCUUGCUUUUCUGUUACAAAAUGUUCAAGAUGCUCAUUUUAGCAGUUUGCAAGUCAACUCACAAAAUGGAAGAACACUCUGUGGACAAAGCCUAUCUGUGCCCAUGUUAAGGAGCACUAUAAAAAGUAUCAGCAUCUUUAUUUACCAGCAGAAACUAUUCAGAGUGGGAGCAAGAUGGGCCAUGUUUGGAAGGGAGCUCCAAAACUGAAGUGCCACUGCUGAGGAAGCCCUGUCUUGCACUUCCACAGACCGGACUUACUUGGUUCUUCUGAAAAGUCUCAUUUUGGCAGUUGGGGAAAUGGCAAGGAGAACACAGUGUAUUCUCUCUAGCCCUAGUGUUCUGUAGCUGGGCUGCCAAGCUCACACAUGUGUCUCUCUGACUGUGUUCUCCUCAUGGCAGCAGCUGUAUUGCUGUGGUGAAGUGAAGGAGGUUGUGGCAGAUGGGAGGAUUGCACAGCUGCCAAAGAAGGUGGCAGAGCUGAGGAGAGGGACAGAGCAGAUGGAGUAGAGGCCACAAGCCAGAUUGAAAGACUCUCGGGACUGGGACCAACCCGGAGGCCUUCAGUUUCUCAUUCCCUUCCACUCAAGGGGCUUUACAUAUUGAUGCUGUUCCAAAUAGAUAUUUUCCGUGCCUGUUGAGCACAUUGGUAUUGGCAGUGCUACUUACUAGGAUGUCAGCGCCUCAUCCUUGACAAAAGCUACUUAAGAUUCAGUCAGCAUCUGUGCCAUUUUGUUUUUAACUUGCUGCUGUUGUAUAUUGUUCUACUUAGGAUUUCAUCAUUAGCAACAUAGAGAGAUGCAAUUCUAGACCUCGGUGCUGAAUAUUGUCUUCAUUGCUUUGUACGUGGUUUGUCCAAUUAAUGUAUUUUCUUACAUUUCAGGCCUCUCAGUGAAGCUUCUGAUGAAUACACUGCUGCUUUUCUAGUUCAUGGACUGGCCAUAGGUCAAACCAGUCUUACAGCUUUUGCCACUGACAGAUAUGGACAGAGGAUCAAUUCAGUUCCACAGCAGAUUGAAGUAAACCUUUUAACUCUUAACAGAUAAUGCUUUCUGGUUUCCUUAAUAUGAGGCUGCUUGGUUUCUCAAAGAACUACUUUGAUAUGAAUAAGAUGACUGAAAUUAAUAAUAAUAAUAAUAAUAAUAAUAAUAAUAAUAAUAAUAAAGUAUUGUUAUCAUUAAGCAAGAAUAUAAGCAUGGUGAUUCCUUCCAUGUAUUUAGCUUUCCAAAGCCAAUAAAUGCAUUAUAGUUCCCUGGGCAGUGGUAGUGGCUAACCAGUGGUGCUCCAGAUGUUGCUGAACCAUGACUCCCAUUAGCACCAACCAGCAUGGCUGAUAACAAGGGACAAUUGGAAUUGUGGUUCAGGAACAUCUGAAGGGCUACUGGUUAGCCAUCUCUGCUAUCUGUAUCUGUGUGUAGAUACAGAAAGGCCCAAAAAUGAAGGCUAGAUGGGGCUUGAUUGGGGGAGGGGAUGAAUAGUAAUAAUAGAGAAGGAUAGCAUAAAUCACAGGAAUAUGUGAUGAAGGUAAAAGCUCAUGAAACAAGCACAGAAUUUUAUGGGACCUUCAAUGAAAAUACUGACUCAUGAAAAUUAUAACAAAAUGUAAUUUGAAGGUAAGGUCAGCCAAAUAAUUAAAAAGAAGAAGAAGAGGGGAAGCCGGGCUGUAGAUCUCAUGGGCCAGAGCCACAAUAAGUGACUAAAAACUACUAAAUGGCAUUUCAGAGAUGGAAAAUGUAAGGUAAGGGUGAAGGAAGGAGGUUUAAAAUGACUUGUAUCGGAGAAGAGGAGGCCCUCAGCACCAUCUCAUUCCUCACCACAGGGAAGAGUAAAAGAGGCAUAAUUAGGAGAAUAAACCAAAUGUCCACAUAGAUGGUAAGGCAUAGAGGGAGGUGUUGCUUGUAUAGUCAUUACUGUUUUUUCCAGACAUAGUAGCUGUUAUUGAUAUAGAAGGAGGAGAGAACACAUGAAAGAAAAGGAGGACAAGAGGAGGAUUUGGAUAAGCAGAAGAACUGCAAACACUGAGAUUUAAAUGGAUAUGUAACCCUUGAAAAGUGGGCCUUUAUUAAUGCUUGCCCUUUCACUUCUAGGUCUUUCCUCCUUUUAGACUGAUGCCAAGAAAAGUCACAUUGCUCAUAGGUGCAGUGAUUCAGGUGAGUUAUUUUUAAGAUUAUUGCACUGAAUGAUGAACAAUUGUUUCUUAGUAAGCCAUCUAUAGGUCUCAUCAUCCCAGACCAUUGGCCAUACUGGUGGGGCUGCUGAGAGUGAUCAUAGAAAGAAUCUGGAGGUCACCAGAUUGGGCAAGACUGCUCUAUCCUGCCAUGAACUGUACAGUCAAUGGAGAUCAACCUCUUGAAGAGACCUCUGCAGUAAAUUAGAACUAAAAUGAGGUCCUCCUAAUAAUCUCUUCACAAGUCGCAGGCUGCAUUAUUUUCAGAUGAAACAAAUUCUGAUCUUAAGAUACAAUCCAGUACUUUUUUCCCCUUUCACCUGGCAAGCAUUUAGUGACUUUUGAAUCAUCCUUGUAAGGGAUUUUUAAAAAACAAAACAAAAACAUGUUUUGGUUAUGACUUAAGUUUUUGUUCCACUUUUGCAAGGUUCCUUGAAUCUUCACAAGGAUAUAAGCCCUGCUGUAUGUAAUUACUGUUAGUAAUUAAUUUUGUUUUUUCAACAAACACAGAUUACCUCUGAGGGAGGACCACAGCCGCAGUCCAACAUAAUAUUAUCCACCAGCAAUGCCAAUAUUGCCUCCGUCAACAGCAGUGGCCUUGUAACAGGAGUGUCAUUGGGCAACAGUACUAUAACAGGGAUGGUUCAAGCUGUUAAUGCAGACACUGGUAAAGUUGUGGUUGUAUCCCAGGUAACGUUUAGAUAUAUGCAUAUACUGUAACCUUGAGCUAGAUUUUUUAGCUUAUUUAUUCUGCAUUUUAUUCUAUAACCCAGGCUUAUACUUCCACGUUGAGUACAUUUACACAUAUAAUAGACUGUGGUCUAGACAUAUUUUUUACAUUGUGAAUAUGUCAAGUGAGCUCAGAAUCAUUGUAGUUCACCAAAAGGUCCUACUUGACAUAGCUGUUUGGAACAAUUAUCUGUUCCUUUUUUUUUUCUUUUAUACAAAGGCAGAGGCUGAUAAACAGUUCCAUUAAAAGCUAUAAAUGGAUUCUCAAAUGAAACCAGUGAAGGAAAAGUGCCCAAGAUGCAAAUAAGAAACAUGUUAUUCUUGGCAAAGCAGAGGAGACUUCCUGUCAGGAAGCAGACUGUCUUGGCUUGUACAUAGUGAUGGUUACUGAACUUUGAAUCAAGACAGCUGCAGUUCAAAUUCGUUGAAGCAAGCCCAAUUCAAUAUGGCCGUCGUUCUGCACUACCAGCUUUCCAGUUCAAAAACCUUAGAACAUAACCCCCAUUUUGAAGGAAAGUUCCCUAAGUGCAGAUGCUGGCAAAGUUAAUCUUUCCCUCAAAAAUUAUUACAUGACAGACAACAGUGGAGGAGCACUUCCAACAAUGUAGGCUUCAGACCUAAAGCUUGUUCCAAGUAUAUGCUGCAGCAGCCAGCUGGCAAAUGAAGAUAAGAUCCUGGCCAGCUCAGUGGCAGCAUCAAAAUCAAAAAGCACCCUCUUCAGGGAAGAUAGCUCAAAAACAAGCAGGGGAAAGUCCAGACCUCUAUACCCACACCGCAUUCCUUGGGACAGGUAUCUUCAACCUUUUCAAAUCCAGAACCCAUUUUUAACCCUAACAGGCAUUUAGGGACCCAUUUCUUAAUCUUUAACUACAUAUUUGUAUGAUGGGACUAGCGGGUCCCAACUCACCAACUGAAGACCAGUAGCCUAGAGCAAAUGGAACUGAUGGCUGAGACAUAUUGAAGUAAAAUAUCACACAGAGCAUAAAGAAGGGGGGGCAGCAAAAGAAAUAUAAUAAUGCAUACCUCAGUGAGAGUUCUUGUGAUUAAAUAUCACUUACAUAAAGUGCUAAUUUUUGUCUUGUAUUUAUUUUUUGAAAAUUAUUUACUGCUUUCUGCCAUCUAGGUCUAGAAGCUGCUUGCAGUGAUAAAAUAUACAAUAUACAAAAUUUAAAAGAGAAAUUAAUCCUCAAAAAUUUAAAACAUCAGUUUUAACUCAUUUACUCCUUUCUUUUCUGAAGGGGUGUACUUUUGUUCAUGUCCGUUUUCAUCUGUACCAUUCACUACUUCUUGGCCUAGAUACAUUAAUGGAGAUUUUUAAAGUCUGUGAGUAAGGACUGUAAAUGAUAUGCAUAUGGUUUUACAGGCCUUAUUUCAUUCAUCUCAAGAAUAACCCUGUAUUCUGAUAUGUAUUCUGAUAUGCAAGAUAUAUAUUCCCAUCAGCUGGAUGAAGGAAAGAGAUUGAAUGAGGGGAAUUUUAACAAGGUCAUCCAGUGAAUCUGUGGCUGUUCUAGGAUUUUAUCCAAGUCCAAAACUUGACAUAAAUGUUAUGUUACUUCCAAUUACUGAAUCCCUCUUCAAUCUCUUUGCCUGCCCAUCUUUUUGUCUCAUAAAUGUUGCUUGGUUUUACUUUAUGGUGAGCAAUAAUUAAAUUAUUGUAUAAGCCUGUGGACCUGAACCUGAUAUCCAGCCUUAAAAUGUCCUUUUAUAACAAAGAACCUGAAUCCUGUUCUGUUGAUGUAUUACUUUCCUUUCCUGGAUUCUGAUGUGUCAUUUAUGGACAAGCACUUCAUAAUAAGCUGACUUUGAUCUGUCAUUGAGUUUUUAUGGUGUCCUGAUUUAUAUAUCACAUCUGUAGUUUCAUCUCUUCUGUCAGCAUAGGCAUACCUCAGUUAAACUUAAGUUUUUCCGAGACUUUGUUUACUGUUUUUUUAACUCGGUGGGGAAGAAAAGCUUUUAAAAAUAAUGAUACAAUUCACAGCAAGAUUAUCUGAUAUUCUAUUUAAUCAUAAUUAUAUGAAAGUAGAUGUUUAUUAAAAACUUAGACCUCCUUCCUUUCUUCCAGUGGCCAGUUCAGGAUCUGGCAGGUUUUAUUUUUAAAUUGAGACAUCACAUUUCCAAACAAAAUAGAAGUGUGGAUUAUAUACUUCAAGCCUCUGCCUGCCUAAACCUGUUAGUGGAUAUAGGGAUUUUGUCAGGCUUUUGGUCAGUUGAAUGUUUUGUCUGUUGAUGUUUUCCGGAUUCCUUGCUUUUAUUUGAUGUUAAUAUCUACUUACUGUUUCCCACAUAUACUAAUUCUAUGUAUUUUUGUAUUCUCUUUUUGUUUUAUUGAUCAUGCUGUGGGUUGCCUUGAGUGCCUUAUUUAUUGCAUUCCUACAUCACAAUAAACCAUGAUUUAUUUUCAUGGCAAUGAGUCUGUGGAAGCUUUUGGGUUAUAUAUCCCUCCUCUCUCUUCGCCUGGCACAACUGCAAGGAGGGGUUUGGAAGAUUCCCCUUCUAUUUUUUAUUAACUGCCGCUUUUUGUCAUCUGAACAUGACAAACUGUAGUUAACAUAAAAUAUGCUUUGUUUGAAACAAACCAGCUUCAACCAUCGGAUUAUGAAAGUAGCUAGUUUCAACAAAGCAUAGUUAAGAUUAACUACAAUUUAGGCUUUGGGCAGAACACUAUACUAUGCUUAAUUGAAUGCUUCCAAUAUUUUAUUUAUUUAUUUAUUGGGGGGGAAAUAUCCCCUCCUUCAUCACAAAUGAUGUCCGGGUGUGAGUCACAGUCAAUAAACAAAUGCACUCAAUGAAAUCCUUCAAUAAAACAUUAAAAGCACAUAAACUUCCACUUGAGUUAACCUACUCUCUUUAAUAGGCUCAGUAUAUGAAUCCUCAUCAAAGGCCCAGCAGAAGAGAUGGGUUUUCAACUGGUGCCAGAAAAUGAGCAAUGUUGGUACCAGCCAUUCCUCAGGAUGAAGAGCAUUCCACAUCUGGGGUGGAGCCAAUGAACAGGCCCUAUCCCAUGCAAAAGUAGCCCCCUCACAGCUGCACCAGAGGGUGGGGAAGGGGAGGGGGACGCAGAAACUUCUAAGGAACUUCGCAAUGAGGAAUGAGCAUACUCACAGACCAUAGAAUGUUGACUGUUAAUUGGGGAAGGGAAGCAAAAAAGGGGAGUGUUAGCCCUUUCUCGGUACAUAUCAGUGACCACAGGAUGGGAAUGUGAGCUCCCCAUUGUGGAUGAAGGCCAAUUGCUACUUUCACUUCUUUUUGCUGCUGCUCCUAUAUCAGAUUUGAUUUCAGUGUGCCUUCACCAUUGCAGAUCUCUCUUCCAGCUCUCAUGUGCUUGUUGUGAAUCAUCUGGUUCAGGCUUGCACUUUUGUGUGUGUUUUCUUUGUGUGUUGUUUCUGGUCGAAGUUCUCUCGUCUCUUUUGUCCUGUCAGCUAUUUUGUUUUUUCUCAGACUGUUGUACUCUGACCAAAUUUGCUAGUCCUUCCAGGUAUAUUUCUGCCUGGUAUGUUGUUUGUUUGUUUGGUCUCCUGGCUAGAGCCAUGGGCAGAAAUCCCCUAGGGUAGAUAAAGACACAUGGCUAUACACACACACACACACACACACACACACACACACACACAUAUCUAUACUGGUGUGUGUGUGUGUGUGUGUGUGUGUGUGUGUGUGUGUGUGUCAAGUCUCACUUGUAACAAUAUAUUAAAGAGAAACCAUUUUCUUAUUUUGAAUCUCUUCUAUCCAAAAAGUGACAUGUCUUACCAUGCUUAUGUUUCAGGUAAAUUGCAUCCCUUGUAACAAAAUUCUGAUUCUAAAACCACAUGUUUUCUGAGCAAAGUCUUGCAACCAGCAUAGCAUACUCACCAAUAUUAUGUGCCAGCAUAAAAAAAAAAUGUAGCUAAGUCAUCUAAUAACCUCUGCAAUUUUUAGCAUUUGAGAUUAGUGUUGUUUGCUCAGAACAAGUCAAAGUUGCAGGUUUAGGAGAACUGCCUUUUCCCUAAAAGCCACCCAGUCAGCUAGCUUUACCCUCGUGGAAUAUUCUGUUGGUGUACCCUCUUAAUGACUCCCCCCCCCACUCCUUUAGGCAACUCCUUUCACCUUAAGACUCACCAAAGCCUGAAUUUAAAAUGUUCUCAGAACCACUGAAAUGCUUUUCCAUUCUUGGCUAGCCCAUGUUAGUCAGGGUUAAACUGUUAAUGGGCAUAAAAAAAUAAAUAAACAUUUUAUUCUUUUUUUAUUAUUCUGGAUGAUUUAUUGUUCUUGGUCUUGAGAUCUAGGGAUAAAGCAGCCUAGAAUGUGAAUAAAUGAAGACAGCCAGGUAUCCUAAUGGUUUCUGCACUUACCUCUUCCAAGUGGAGCAAUUCAUUCAAAAGAUACGGAAGUGAAAUGAAAAUCCACCUUUAAAGCACAAUUAAUUAAAUUAAUAUUGGACUUUGUGUCUUUCCUUUUAGGAUAAAGUGGAAGUUGAGGUAAUUCAGCUUGAAGCUGUUAGAAUUCAUGCACCCAUUACAAGAAUGAAAACUGGCACUCAGGUGAGUUGAAUGUAGACAGUUCUCGAUUUCAUUUUCUUUCAUUCGGUUAUGGUCAAAUAAAAUAGGGCCUGUUUUGACAUAAUAUAAUUGGUGACUUGAUGCAACUGAUUAUUGCUACAUAUAUCAACUUAUUCUGUGUUUGUGACCUUAGCUUUGGAAAAAUGCACUGGGUGAUUUCUUUGUUAAAAUGUGUGCUUUUCUUCCAGAUGCCAGUGUAUGUGAUGGGCAUCACCAGCAACCAAGCUCCUUUUUCAUUUGGCAAUGCAGUGCCAGGGUUAACAUUUCAUUGGUCUGUCACAAAAAGGGAUGUCCUGGAUGUGAAAACAAGAUUCAGUGAGGUAAACUUGUAAUUUAAAAUUUAAACACAGAGUGAGCUCCCCCCCCCCCCACUUGGUGUUUUUCACCCAUGGGUGCAUUUACUUUGAUCUACAUUUUCUAAUUGCUUACCUUGAAGGCAGCUACAGAAAGUUAAUUGUGUUUGUAUAUCUUCUUCCUUCAAGUCCCCCCACCCCAAUAUUUUUUCUCCUGGUGCCAGAAAUAAUGGUUGCUUGGAGUUACAGGCAUCCUUUCCUGGGUUAACCAAUUCUGCUACCUGAUUUCAGUGCCAUAUCUGUUGCUUGGAAUGCAUCUGAUGGGCACCUUCCACUUCAUAACAGUCUCCCAGUAUCAAAUGAUCACUAGGCAUCAUUCAACCUUAGAGCAAUCUCAUGGCAAGGUUUGCCUGAUGGACAGUCAUGGGCUAGGACAGGUUUUGUGUCAAAAUGGUAGCUAGAGAUCUAGCUAGAGGGUGUAGCACUGAUCUUGAUUUCACUGUGGUAGGUUGCCGCUUUCAGAUGGCUCUUGAGUGUAAAUAGCAAGAGGCUUUGUGACAUAUGAGCUGAAGGUUCUGCAUGUGUGCAGUCAUGCAGUAUCAUAAGAUUUGUAGCUCCCAUACUUUAAUGAGUAUUUAGGAACAGCACAGGAUGAGCCUUCCUGCUACUUCUGCUGCCAUCAGAACUCAUUUGGCAAGGGUUAACUGUACAGUGUGGCUUAGUCCACAUGCUACAUACUGUAGCCUGAAUAGGGACCUGUAGAUACUGGCAUGUCCUGAUACCAGUCUUCUCUGGUGCACUCUGAACAGGCCCAGCCAACAGCAGAUUCCCUUGGGGGGGGGGGGUCCUAGACCUACUGAGAAUUACGUCCUACAAUAAUUCUGAUUUUAAGUUCAGAGAAGAAAUCUAGUAGCAACCAAAGUAUACCUAAAUUUACAGGAUGGCUUCUAAUGAUAAUUCUAUUUAGCUCUGUUGUCAGAGGUGAGAUCAAGAACCUAAAGAGUUUUGAAGUAUAUUAGAACCAAUAUAUUAAAUGAAAUUCCUUCCUUACCUAGACUAAUAUUUUGUCUUUCAGGCUUCUCUUCAGCUUUCCCCCCAGUGCAACUUUGCAGUGGAUGUUUAUGGUAAAGGGAAAGGAAGAACAGGGUUGAAGCUUCUUGUCAAAGCCCUUGAUCCUUCUGCUGGGCAAUUUGGCCACAUGGUAAAAGAAUUGUCAGAUGAAAUCCAAAUACAGGUAUUAUUAUAUUGCUAUUCCUUACAGGGCCAUUCUGUUGUGCUUGGUGAAAAACAAGUGUCAGGGCCAGUUCAGUACCGCAAGGCCUGUAUGUGUGUUUCACAGUUUCACUUAUGCACAUGGUGGGGAAAUUGACAAUGGCUGCAUAAUUGGCUGUGACCAUGAGAACCCGAGUCUUGCUUGUUUUUAUGCUGUGUCUGUGAAGAUGAACUCAUAGGCAAUAUCUGGUAGAACCUCUGGAGCCAGAAGAAUGGCUGAGGAUUAGUAACUUAAGUAUCUCACAGCAUCCUGUCCCAGUCCUUAACCAGGAGAAGCACAACGCAUUACUCAAAGCAAGUGAAUAUAUGCAAAUUUGUUGACAUUUGCGUAAGCUUGUUGUUUCAGAAUCCUGCUCUUCUAGUUACAGAUUUUUUUAUAUAAAUUGCUUUCAUAGUAUAGGGUACACACAAUCCUGAAGUUAGUGCACUGUAGCAUUGGAUAAGUACAUCAGAAUUCUCAGGUCAGUUUAAAUGUAGAAUUUCAGCCAUGCAUCUCAAGGUCUUUACAUUGGUAAGAUGUGUAGUUAUAGAGAAAUAGGGCUAUGAAAGAAGCACUGGUGUCAACAAGAUCAUGAUGCAUAUCAAGAUGAACUCAACUUCUACCAGUAUUUCAGAUCUCCACAGUAUUUGGAUUUGUUUGUUUUGAAUCUGAUGUGUUUCAUGAUACCUUUUCUGGGGUUUAGCAUUUAUUUUGAUGCUCUCUGAUAGUUCAGAUAGUACAAUUAUGCUCAACAGCUGAGGCCUGUCACUUCACUCUGAACACAAUUACAACAGUGUAGGUCCCAUUGAUUUCAUUGGCUCCUAAUUUGAAUAAAGUGUGCUUAGGAUCACAGCGGAAUUAAUGAAGCUGAAAUGGCAUUUUCAUGGAGCUAAAUAAAUUGAAUUAAUUAAAGCUGGCUAAAAAGGCCAACAUACAUUUAUUAGGGUUAGUUUUUUUAAUUAUGUACAGCAGUGGUGUUCAAAUGAAUCCAGCAUGUUCAUAUUAAACUUCCAAACCACCAUAAGUAUAUAUAAUUUGGAAUAUAUUUUUUUUAAGCUGGUUCAGGCUCCUUUAAAUGUAUACACAGAUAAAGCCCUAAGUGUAAGACAUUUGAAGCUGACAUUUUUCAUCUAUAUGCUGGUCCUGAUCCAGUUAUUGCAUACAAGGAAAAACCUCCAUGACGACAUCAAAACCUGCUCUCCUCUCCCCCGUGUUCUCCUCACACUGCCCCCAAAUCUGUUCCCAGGGGAUUGGGAAACCCUCAGAGCAGAUUUGGGUGGCAAGCUGGAGUUGGAAUUCGGUUGCACUCACAAAAGUUGUUCCUUGAGUACAACAAUGGAUAUAUUAUAAGGUAUCAAUAUCAAUUGGCAGAGAGCAUCGAUACAGCUGUCUUCUGCUUUUAUAUAUCUUUGCCUAACAGUUGCACCUGCUUUUCCCAGAUACUUUAUUUUGCACUGUGUCAGCCAAUAAACCAGUCACAGAAGUAAUAGGGGGCAAAACUAUAUAUGGAAUACAGACUUCACAAAAAUAUGCCUGGGCUGCCUCUCAAUUUCAGAGAACCAUAACACUUUGAUGAUUCAAAAAACAAAGUCUACAGACAAGUCCUUAACACUUACAUUGAGUUCUUUUGUCGUAAAUGCUUUGUUUAAGAUUUGCUGCCCAAAAUGCUGUGUGCCUGAUUUCAAUGAUGUCAAUUUGUGUUCUUCCUGAUAUAAAUUUGGUUUCAGGAUGCCAUCAUUAAGCCAUAGAUAUUUAAUAAUCAUCACUUUUAAAAUGGCAUUUUUAGGUCAUCCUCAUCCUGGUGCAGGAGAAUAGUUAGUGCUCUCUUUCCGCUGGUUAAUGGCACUACAGCUAGAAACUUCAUGAGUCUGUAGAAGUCUAACAAUAUCCCUUGCUACUUAGUAUUCUGUGCUAGCAGCACUCUGGAUGAAAAUACUUUGUUUCAGAGCCUACACAUUGCAAAACAGUUGAAUGGAAUCUUAAUUUUUAAAAAGUUACAUUAUUUAACAAAUACGGAAAUAGUAGCUAUAUGCAUAGGGCUUUUAGCUAAUCCCCCUGCUUCAAGUUUGCUGGAUGGAAAUAAUCGUCAACAGAAAUUGCUGUUUAAAGUGCAGCACGGAACAUUUUAUUCUUUUCAAAUUCCUUUUGCUCUGGUGUGCUGCUCACUAUAAGAAAGAAGUUGUAGGGAGCUAAGAAUAAGAUUUGAUGAUGUGAAAUGCCUUCGUGUUUGCAGCUUCUGUUAUCCUUUAUGACGUAUCACAUGACUCUUGAGAUACAAUUGCAGCUGGAGAAUGUGUUCCUUAUGUGUGCUGGUAGAAAUGUUUUUGACUCUACUGCACACUGAAGUACACUGGAUAUCAAAUUACAGAUUAUGGCCUACAGGUGUUCAUACAAAUUUCUUAUAGGAACAGAAUAUACCAGACUGCUGCUAACCUGCCAGUCCCCUUGUUUUUUCUCCAACUUUUAAGUAACAUUAAAUGUCUGUCUGUCUGUUUGUUUUAAAAGCAAAUAUAUUUGCUAUGGAGCAGUCAUCUGCUCACAGUUUUGAAGUUGUGUCUUUGUUAGCAGAUAGGAAACAGAGAGAAUUCAUGUCAUACAUUUAGAAAGAUAAGAACAAUAAAUUGUUUGGUUCUUAUGUACCAUGAUAGUUAUACAACAUCUGCGGUAUUUAUGGUUGCAGUAGCAAUUGGGACUGGUUCCCAUUCAUUUUAGUAAAAGUACCCCACAAGUGGAAUUCUUCUCUCUCAAAUCUUAUCACCCCACAUCUUACAUCUCUCUAUUGUGAGAACUGUAAAAAAUUAGUGAGAUAGGACUUACCCUUGCAGAAAUCAUGCUGGUUCUGCUUCAGCAAGACUUGUUUUACUAUAUGCUUUGUAAUUCUAUCUUUAAUAAUGAUUUCCACUGUUUUCCCACAGCAGAUGUUAAGUCAAUUAGUCUGUAAUUUCCAGGAUCCCCCUUGGAUGUCUUUAUAAAGAUGGUGUUACAUAAGGACAAGUUACAUAUUUUUGUUAGGAGAUCAGCAGUUUCAUAUUUGACUAGUACAUGUAUCUGUUUGCUACUUUUGUAAAAGCCUGAAAAAAAAAUUUCUUCAUUUUGUAGGUAUUUGAGAAACUAGUUAUUCUGGGAGUAGAAGUAGGACAGAUCCUAAUGUCGCCAAACUCUUUUUUUAAAGUUCAGACAAACAGGUUAGUGGUUAUGUUUUUCACAUUUUGGUCUUAUAAAUGAUUUGAUAUAAUAAUAGUUUUACUAUGGAACCAAAAGCAAAAUCAUAGGGGGUGGAAAACCAGGAGGAAGCGGGGGGAAGUGUCUUGUGGCACUCUAAAGAAUGUGUUUAUUGUGGCAUAAAUUUUCAUGGACUAGAUCUCCCUUCAUAAAGGCAUCUGACAAAGUGAGCUCUAGACCAUGAAAGCCUAUUUGUUAGUCUUUAAAUUGCCAUCUCGUGGUGGUGGUAGUGUUGCAACCAACUAACAUGGUGGCCCCUCUAAAAUUUCAUAGAAUCAUAGCACUGGAAAGGACCCUGGAGGUCUAGUCCAACCCACCCACCCCCCACAGUGCAGGAAACUCAGCUAAAGCAUCAUGACGGAUGGCCAUCCAACCUCUGCUUUAAAAUAUUCAAGGAAGGAGAAUACUCCACUUCCUGAGGGAAUCUGUUCCAACUACAGCGGUACCUCGGGUUACAAACUUAAUUCAGAGGUCCAUUCGUAACCUGAAACUGUUCUUAACCUGAGGUACCGCUUUAGCUAAUGGGGACUCCUGUUGCUGCCACAUGAUUUCUGUUCUCAUCCUGAAGCAAAGUUCUUAACCUGAGGUACUAUUUCUGGGUUAGCAGAGUCUGUAACCUGAAGCGUCUGUAACCCGAGGUAGCACUGUAAGCAUGUUUUCAAAUGUUUCAUUUUAGCUUUUUUCUAGAAUUUGCUUUGUGUUUUUAUAUGUCACAUGGAGCUAAGCUCUUUCAUAGAAAGGCGACUAACAAAUGUUAAUAGCUAAAAUAAAUGAAAAUGUGUUUUUGACAGAUGACAAUCUGUUGAUAGUUCUUAUUCUAGCUUCUGAAACAAUGAACAAACUGGUUGUUUACUAUGGGUAGUUAGUAUUCAAGUACUCAUCCUUACAAGUAUUUUCAAUUCAGCUAUGUUUAGGAAAAUGUAAUUAUUUUCAAAUAUAAAAGGAAAAGUUGAUAUCCACUUUGCAGUGCAAUCCUGUACUCAGGAAAAAAAGACCCAUUGAGCUGAAUGGGGCUUUCUUCUAGGUAAGUGUGUAUAGGACUGUAAGAAGAAGCACUUGAAAUGAUGAAUUACAAAUAAUUAUGAUAUGAUUUCAAAUUACACUUCCUUAGAGAUUCACACAUACAGACAACUUAGGAUAAAUGGUCUCCCAAAGAAGUUUUAGUGUCCAGAAAUCAGUUAUUUGAUUGCAUUGUGCAUAUAUGCCUAAGGAAUAGCUAUUGAAUUAAGCCAUGCAUGUUCAAUCUAACUCAGUUGAAAUUAUUCCUUAAGGGUGCGCACAUUAACGAAUGCAUAUGCAGUAGUAGCAAAAACAAAGUCCUCCAGAUAUUGGGGAGGAACAUCUCUAAGAACUUUUGGAGUGCUUUAAUUUCAGUUUGUAUGAAAAAAAGAAAAUAAUCAGUGAAAGAAAACCAUUUCUUUCAGGACAGUAGCAUCAAUAUAGAUGAGUCAGUUUGGCAUAUUAGAACAUGAAGGGGAAAGCUGCCAUCGUUUCAAAGAAAUGGCAAAUGGCAGUUAGGCAAUCUGUCCGGAGAAGCUGUUACAAGGGGGGUGGGGGUGGGACAGUGUAGUAUGGAGUUUAUGGAGACCACAGAGAGAGAGAGAGAGAGAGAGAGAGAGAGAGAGAGAGAGAGCGAGAGAGAGAGAGAGACAUACUGUCUCUGUUUCAAAGGGCAUAAAAGGCCCAUCAUCUCCAUAGAUUUGUGCUGCCUUUGAAAAUGGACACUGAGUGAGUCUGGCUUCAUAAACGAAACAAAUCCUCCAACAUGGCCUUAUUGUGUCAUCUUUGGCUGAAUCAUCUUUGUCGCUUUGACAAGAUGAAGUUCAAGUUGAUAGGGAAGAUCUUCUAGAUGCUGUGCAUUUCUUUGGCUAUGUUAAAAAACACACAUAGUGAUUUCUAUUGAAAUGGAAGUGCUUCUUAAAGCAGAUGUCUACUGAGCAAAAAGCUCUCUUUUGUGUGAUUAAAUCCCAACAGCUUCACACUUUCUGUUUGGGGACCAGAUUAUGGUUGCUGGCAGAUAUUUUAAGAUACGUACUGGUAUUUUAUUGUAUUUGUUUAUAUAAAACACCUAUAUUUCCAGUUGAAUAAAACAGCUUGUACUGUCAUGUGCUGCAUAGAAUAUGUGUAAGUCAUAUUACUAGCCUUUGCACUAUUUUUUAUUAUUAUUAAUACAGCAAUGCCAUGGAGAGACUUUUUUAAAAUCAAUGUUGUAUACAAACAAUUUCCAGGAAGUCCUGCUUAGUCAUGUUCCUGUUGUGUAUUUUUAAUACCAGCUCUGAACCUGGCAGACUAAUCAUACUCUGAAGCCUGUUUAUAGGAAGGCAGGCAGCAUCCUGGAGUCCUGUCCAUUAGUAUUCUGAAUCAAGUUUACAUCAGUGAAUGAUGACACUGCAGGGCAGCAAACAGCAAGUGGAUUGUAAUAUAUGCAUAAGCACAGAUAAGAUGUCUUACAAGGAUGCUUGAAAUCAGAAUCUGAACCCUUGAAUCUUAGAUAAAAAUUCAACAGCAAAUCAGUGGUGUGCUGGCAUAUGGCAACAUGGUUUAUAUAAAACCAUGUUGCAAACAUUGAGGUUUGCAUUUUAAGAGUCUUAAAGUGGUUCUAUUUAUUUUUCUCUUUGUUUUAUCAAGGGACCGAGUUGCUGCUCUAAUUUACCAUGUCUUGGAUGGUCAGGAUAGAGUUCCUGUGGUGCAGAUUGAUGAGAGAGGCCUCCUUAAUUCUGGAUCCUUGAUAGGACUGUCAACAGUACAAGUAAUUUCACAAGAGCCAUUUGGAAUCAACCAGACCCUUACUGUCACUAUCAAGGUAGUGUUUUUGUGUUCUUUUCCCCCCCUGUUCUCUUCAAGGAGAUUAGAAUGGCGACUGCUAUUUGCCUCUGAUUUAAAAUUGUAAUUUCCCAUUAUUCCAGCUGGAGACAGUAAUUGUAACUUCAGCUUGGAAAGUGCAAAAGAGUAGCCAUCAAUUCUGUUUUAACAGAAUGGCUAAGCACUUGUCCUGUUCUGCAAUAAAACUUUUGACAUUGCUUAUUGGGAAAAGAUUAAAUGUAACAAUGCUGACCAAAAUUAAGAAAAUAUGGGUACACAUGACUAAUAUAUGAACCUGUUUUGCUGGACAUAGAUAUACUAAAAAAUAGUUUAUAUAUUGAAAAAUAGAUUGUAAAAAUAAAUGUGAAGCUUAAGCAACAUUUUGUAUAAGCUGCAAUAAGUAACUGUUCCCAUGCCUGUAAAAGCAUUUGUUCUUGAAAGUUGCAUAUUCCUUGUGGUUGUGGGAAGAGCAUGUGUGGGGUACUCCCUGGUCCUGAAUGGGGGUAACUAAGCCUCUAAAAGAAGAUGAAGCUGAAAUAUUCCCACUAGAAUUUAAUUAAUUAAAGGCUCAUUGUGCCUCCAUACACAUCAUUGCACUGGCCAUAACUUAUUCUGUUGUCAUUCCAUGGGCAAAGGGUAAGUCUGCUGUGUCCUUGCACACUGGCUCAUUAAAUGAGCUAGUUGCACCAAUGGCAGAAAUCCAUUUAAAGAAAUACAGACUUUUGAGACAAAAAGGCCUGCCAGGAAGUGGUUCACAGCUAAAAGAGCAUAAUAUAGCUACUUAAAACAUAAAAAGAGAUAUAUAUAUUUAAAAAUCAUCAACAGAUAUAAAUUGUUGUUAUUAUUUAUUUCAAAGCAGACUGGAUCAUCCAGUCCCUGUUAAAAACAGUAAAGGAUAGAACCAAGUUCACAUCCUGUGGAAGGCAGUUCCAUAGUGGUGGGGCCACUGCUUAAAAGGUGGGUCUAAUUGGUGUGACCUGUGGGAGUUAAUAAUCCAGCAACAUCUAGCAGGCGACAGGUUUCCACCCCUGCUUCAAAGAGCACAGGCAAACCUACCUCCCCACAGAAGAAUCUACCUGUCCAAAGGGGAAUCUACUGGCCACAGCUCAGAUCAAUAACCGGUGUGGAAGCAGCAGUUCACUUCUAGUUUUAAUUCGGGAAAUAUGUCUCUCAGCAUCAGAACUUUGGGAACUAUUGGCAUAGAACAAUAUUUAGAGGUAAUAGAAAGUGAGAACAAAAUACUACGUUGGAGGUGGGAAAGAGGAAGGACUAAAUGGUAAAGUUCUUUCUUUUAGAAAAAAAAUGUAUACAGUGGUACUCGGGUUAAGAACUUAAUUCGUUCUGGAGAUCUGUUCUUAACCUGAAACUGUUCUUAACCUGAGGUACCACUUUAGCUAAUGGGGCCUCCUGCGCCACUGCUGCACGAUUUCUGUUCUCAUCCUGAAGCAAAGUUCUUAACCCGACGUAAUAUUUCUGGGUUAGCGGAGUCUGUAACCUGAAGCGUAUGUAACCUGAGGUACCACUGUAGUAGUUUCAGACUUGUCAAGAGAGUUAAAUGUAAAAUCAACUUGAAUGCAUGCUUGAAAGGGAAUGGUUGGACUUGGCUUGAAGCUAGCAGCAUUUUAGAGGCAGCAAGACAUGGCUUAAAAUAUUGGUGUAUACAGCUCUCUCUGCUAUUAUUGGAUAUUACAAACCAAACAACUAUGAUAUAUAUCCUUUGCCCCAGAUAGCUAGUAAAACACCAUUUUAGAGUACGUGUACAUUUUGUAGUAAAAUGUAAAACUAUCAGAGCCUCUUCAGGAAGAAAAAAGAGAAAGGCCUUUCUUUGCUACAAGGUAAACUAAGAGGAAGGGUUUCUCAUAGGUGUGUGAGGGUGUUUCUUUGUUUCCUUCAUUUAUUUUCCAGAGCAGUAUCAAAGAAAAUCUUCUUUUUUCCCUUUCUCUCUUCUUGAAAGCUAACCUAAAUAAGUCAGGCAGGUUUGCCUUCAUUAAUUAAUAACAAAAAUGCAGUCUCAUAAUAAAUCCUUUGUAAAUCCAUUGACUUGACAGGUCCUUGCAAGUUAAUACUGCUGCGUAUCUAUUUAGGCUGCAGUAUUUGCACACUUCUGGGAGUGUGCCCUGUUAAUCACACAGUGAUGCUUGCUUCUGAAUAAGCACACAUAGGAUUGUGCUUCUGAAGACCACAUGGGGUGUAUUAUGGCCUACCAGGUUCCUUACUUUCCUUUCUUUCCACCUGUUUCUGCAAUCCCACGCAAGCAGCAAAAGCAAUGAAUUAAUGAGCCCAUAGUGAGCCUUGUUCAGCUUGGUGACCACAAGUUGUACAGGCGUGUGAAAGAAGUUUGGUUGAUACCAUAUUCACUAUAGAAUUUAUUUACAAAAGGACCUGUUAAUGAUAGCAAGGUAUAUGAGUCCAUGUACAUUUAGUGGAACCUAUCCUAAUACAUUUUUAUUUUAAAUCCUUUUUAUUUUACAGCAUAUAUAUAUAUAUGUCUAAUGAGGCAUAUAAGCAUUUUUCUUCUUACCCAUGAGGUUUUGUGGAUUGCUUAAUUAGUUGGUACAUCUACAGAGCCUAAGCUUUUUUAAAAAAUAAAUCAUCAUAUUCUCAGGUUCUGUUGGAGCUUGGGGCUCUCAAGGGGAAAGUAAUAGUGAUUACCAGAACCUAUUAGAAUUAAGCCAGGCAGCUCCCAGGAAGCCUUGCUGGAUGAGCGAAGGAAGAUAAUGUUUCAACAAAGGACCAGAGUCAUCUGUCAGGGCCUUCUCUUUAAAUGGCUCUGCCCCUUUGGGACAGCUUAGGCAAUAUUUAAGGUGCACACUGUUGAUUCUGUGGUCACACACUCCUGAGUAACUGAGGAGCAGGACUGACCUGGGGAAGUCAUCCCCAGGAGUCUGGGAAUUAUGGACAAGCUACAUCAGAUGAUAUAGAAUGGUGUUGAAGCCCCCUCAUGGAGUAGGGUAACUGGGUAUCAUCCAAAUCAGGGUAAAACUGGGACCUUGGUGCACAGAAAAUGAAACACGUGACCUUUAGGAUCUUUACAUAAUGAUCUGGAUCCGAAAUUGCUCCUCCAUUCACAUAUGUAGCCUCCUAUAUACACACACCUUAUCCCACACUAAAUUUAGAAAGCUAAAACAGCUUCGGAACUCCGGUGGCAUAAUAAUAAUCCACCUUCCGUGCAGUGAGUAGGAGAUACACACAUGCACACACUCACUAUUCCACAACCCUGAAGUGUUUAUUAGGAGUGCAAUAAGGGUUAAAGAUAAAAACAUUAAAGGAUGAUGACUUAUAAGCAAUUUGGCCAGUAGGAAAAACAAUCUCAUACUCUGUUUUCCCCUAUUUCCCUAGGUGGCUCCUAUUUCCUACUUGAGAAUAUCCAUGAACCCAAUUUUCCAUACACAAAACCAUGAAGCAUUAUUGGCAUUACCACUGGGCAUGACGUUGACCUUGACCAUCUACUUCCAUGACAGCUUUGGAGAUACUUUCCAUUCACAAAAUUCUGUGCUUAGCUUUGCAGUCAACAGGUACUUGUCUAUACAAUUAGCUUAAUUUUACAGGAGAUAUAAAUAGCUGAGUAUGUGAGAUGAUUCAAGGUACUGAUACCUCAGCAACUGACGACCCCCUUGGGUUAGCUGUUUAAACAUGUUCAGUGAACAGAUAAAAGAACUGAAAAGUGUGAUUUAAAGCUAGUAUACUGGUGCAUUGAUAUGAUAUGAUCUGAACAAACCACCCGCCUGGAAAGUGAUCAAUGCACGUCUUCCAUGGAAUUACUCCAAGGCUUUGCAUGUAUAGGAAAAAGAAAGGAGACUGCCUAAAAGUUAUUUAAAUAAAAAAAUUUAAAUCUGCUCAGGCCAAAUCAGUGCCUUGAAAUCGUGUCCUUUCCUAGUUGGAUUAAAUAGUAAUCCUAAACACAUUUACUUGCCAUAAAUCCCACUUGUUCACAGAACUUUCAAGCCAUUUUACUGAGCAUCAAAUACUAGUAAUUUAUAAAGUUUGCUGAUCCUUUCAAUUGCAGCCCAGUGUCUUUGCCUGGGGUCUUAUUUUCCAGCUCCCCAACAGCUAGUGGGAGAUAUCACGUCCUCUCCCACUGGCCGUGGAGUUUGAAUAAGGCCAGCCAGUGAAUUUGGCCAAUCACAGGUGGGCCUGACGUUCGGUCCUAGGUGGGUGCACCUGACCAAGGACUCCUAUGGGAGUCUUCACUCAGGUCAGCCCCUUACACAUACAUUAAGACUGUCUAUGGACCCAACAGCUCAGUCAGAACAGGAUCUCCCACCCUGUCUACCCUUCUGCAGCAUUAGAACUCCACCCAAAGGUGCAUGAGUGUGUUGGGGGUAUGACCUUGCUAUGGAAUUAUUGGAAAUAAUCAUGACCAGGCAGUAAUUUCUCCUCCAGCUGAAUUGGGCCUGCCUAGGUUUUUUGCUUACCUCAUAGCAAUCAUCACAACAUGUGGUGGAUAAGUGAUUAGGUUGAAUCCCUAGUCAAGGGCAGAGCGGGGUGGGUAGGAAGCCUACCCCUCCGUAGAAUCAGGGUAUCCCACUAAAGGGGUCCUAGGGGAGGUUCUUUCUUCGGCCUGAACACCCAGACGGCCAUAGCAGUCUCCAAAAUGGUGCUGCUGAUGGGUUGCACCUCUCUGCUGUAUGUCAUAGGGCAAUCCUUACCCAGGAUCAACUCCAGACAAUAAUCAACUAGCAGGUGGGCUAGAUAUUUCGGGACACACCCAAUGCCUAUGUCAAAGCCUACUUACAUCAGUAAUCAAGAUGUGGCCUGUUUUGAUCUCAAAAUAUAAAACUGUGGUUAUAACUUCUGUCUACACACCCGGCCUCAGGGGCGGCAGACUCACUGUGUCUGGGCAAAUGACUCUUAUCAGUUGAAAAUGAUUAUUUAUAAGUGGCUGGUAUCUGAUACUAUGUACAUUUGCUUGGAAAUACUGCAGAAGGAACUGUGUGUUGGAGUUCAAUACCUUCCUAAUGUUUAGCUUUUGGGAAAUAUAGAUGUUAACACAACUUUCUGUAGCAUGUGAGGGAUAUGGCUAUUUUGAUCUGCUGUCUUUUGACUUCUCUUGAUUCUGGGAUAUAAUAAAAUGCUCUUAUUUCCUUGGAUACCACUUUUUAAAUUAUUCACCUCUUUUUGUCUAUAGAGAUGAUUUUGUACAGGUAGGGAAAGGAGCCUCCAACAACACGUUAAUAAUCCGAACAAUGAAUGUCGGCCUAAGUUUGCUUAAAGUAUGGGAUGCAGAAAACAGCAUUAUUGCCGAUUAUGUGCCUCUUCCUGUGCAACAUGCCAUCUACCCUGAGCUCAGAGAUAUUGUCAAAGGUGAUGUCCUGUGCUUAACUUCCUCACUGGUAAACCAAGAAGGUAAGGAAUCAGAAUAAAAAUUGACACUAACUGAGAAUUGUGACAAUAAAAUAGGGUGUAUGGCAACAUUAAAUUGCCAUGGAAACGUCAUACAGUUGUAGAUGCAGCACAUUUUCAAAACAACCAAAUACAUUAUUCAUUAUGUUGUUCCACUAUCAAAUGUCAGGCCCUAUCCCUGCUAAAGGGAUGAACCAAUUUAAUCAGCUCCUCUGCCUUUAACUAUAUCAAAUCAAUACAUCAUUUUGCUCUGACUGGUUGUCAUUUCUAUUGAUCUUUAAAGGAGUAGUAUUAUUGAAUUUUGCUAUACAUAUAUGGAAAAACUAGAGGGACCACUUUUUAUGUGAAGUAGGUCAUGAGGCAGGCAAUAAGAUUUGAAGGCACGCAUGUCAGAGAGCCAAAGUGAUGGCAGUCUGUUUUAUAUAAUUUUGAAGAAGAAGAAAAUCCAUAGAGUGAUAUACAGAUUUCAGAGGAUGGGUUAAAACUAAUAUGGUGCUGGUUUUGGCAUGAGCCUGCCAGGAUGCUGAUUAGGAGGACAGGCCACACAAUGGAUGGAUGAGAAUGUGGCCUUCUGAAAUAUGCUAAAUAAUUCCACUGUACUAGAAAAAAGGCACUUCAAAGAAAGCUAAUACGCCAUCCAUAGGCAGUUUUUAUGUAACCUAGGCUGGAUAAAGUCGGCAGACUAGUUAAGAAGCCCUGUUAAGUUUUCUAUCAGUGCCUUUUUCCUCUUGCUCUGCCUGUGUGUGUGUGUGGUUGGUGCAGUGGGAAGACCAGCUAGUUUACUCUAAACCUCUUACCUUGUUGCCUUUAGUCUUUGUUGCAAAUGCUGCUGCUUCUGUUUUGUUUUGUUUUAAAUCCUGUUUACUGUUAAUCUUCUGCUGGUUGUAUGUUACAACUUCUUUGUGAACAAUUAUAGUAGUCCCUUUGGGAGGGGGAAUCCAAUUACCCUAAAUGAAAUCAAAUGAAUAUCGCUUGGGCCUAUCAUAUCCCCACUUUUCAAAGCUGGUCCGGUUUGGAAGGCCCCUUUUUCUAUCAGUGAUGCUUUUGGCUUAUAAAUAGUGUUAUGCUCUUAGAGGCAGCUAUCACCUGGGAGUUAUUUAAACUGCUCAACAUGUAGGCUAGAGCUAUGAGACAAGCCAUUUGGGGCAGUUUUCUUCAUUGGAUCACAAACUGUGUUUUUCUCAGACGUUUGCACUUCCUUGGAAGAAAAACGAACACCCUCAGUACAUGACUAGUGUUACACCAGUUGCAGCGCCCGCAUGCCAGUGUUUCCCAGUUAUCAGUGCUUAUACUAUGGGGUUUUUUUAGAUUUGCCUUGAGAGCGUCUUUAAACCUCUUUUGUUGUCCACUGGUAUUUUGCUUUCCAUUCUUAAGUUGGGAAUAGAGUAGUUGCUUUGGAAGACAAUAAGAAGCACAAAUGCAGGGCGACAAGGAGAAACGAGCUAAGAGGAAGGCACGUUUGGCAUACCCUCACCAUGAUCAACUUCCACACGUAAACCUAUGUCCCCACUGUGGAAGGACGUGUGGAUCCAGAAUUAGCUUCCACAGUCACUUAUGGACUCACUGUUAAGACCAUGUUCAUGGAAGACAAUCUUACUCAGCUACAAGUGAUCGCCAAAGAAGAAGAAGUGUUACACCAUGUCGGUGCAAUGGAGCAAUUUUGAUCAGGACUCAUGUUGCACCCAUAAUGAGUAGAGCAGCAUUAAGCUUAACUCUGAAGGACUUCUUCACCAUUCUCUUUGUGGCCAGAUAAUCCCCCUGUCUGCUUCCUGGCUAUGUGGCAGCAGUGACUAGUGCUGUGGCUUUUGCUAAGGCAGUUGCUAUGACUGAACCGGAUGCUGAGCUUUAGGCAGGAUGUAAGACAAAAGCAGAGAGUGAAGUCAAAUGGGCCUUAGAAAGCAUUGCUAAUAACAAGGCCAGUGGAAGUGAUGAUAUUCCAGCUGAACUAUUUAAAAUUUUAAAAGAUGAUGCUGUUAAGGUGCUACACUCAAUAUGCCAGCAAAUUUGGAAAACUCAGCAGAGGCCAGAGGAUUGGAGAAGAUCAGUCUACAUCCCAAUCCCAAAGAAGGGCAGUGCCAAAGAAUGCUCCAACUACCGCACAAUUGCACUCAUUUCACACGCUAGCAAGGUUAUGCUUAAAAUUCUACAAGGAAGGCUCAAGCAGUAUGUGGACCGAGAACUCCCAGAAGUGCAAGCUGGAUUUAGAAGAGGCAGAGGAACCAGAGACCAAAUUGCAAACAUGCGCUGGAUUAUGGAGAAAGCUUGAGAGUUCCAGAAAGACAUCUACUUCUGCUUCAUUGACUAUGCAAAAGCCUUUGACUGUGUCGACCACAGCAAACUAUGGCAAGUUCUUAAAGAAAUGGGAGUGCCUGAUCACCUCAUCUGUCUCCUGAGAAAUCUCUAUGUGGGACAAGAAGCUACAGUUAGAACUGGAUAUGGAACAACUGAUUGGUUCAAAAUUGGGAAAGGAGUACGGCAAGGCUGUAUAUUGUCCCCCUGCUUAUUUAACUUAUAUGCAGAAUUCAUCAUGCGAAAGGCUGGGCUGGAUGAAUCCCAAGCCAGAAUUAAGAUCGCCGGAAGAAAUAUCAACAACCUCAGAUAUGCAGAUGACACAACAUUGAUGGCAGAAAGUGAGGAGGAAUUAAAGAACCUUUUAAUGAGGGUGAAAGAGGAGAGCGCAAAAUAUGGUUUGAAGCUCAACAUCAAAAAAAACGAAGAUCAUGGCCACUGGGCCCAUCACCUCCUGGCAAAUAGAAGGGGAAGAAAUGGAGGCAGUGAGAGAUUUUACUUUCCUGGACUCCAUGAUCACUGCAGAUGGUGACAGCAGUCACGAAAUUAAAAGACGCCUGCUCCUUGGGAGAAAGGCGAUGGUAAACCUAGACAGCAUCUUAAAAAGUAGAGACAUCACCUUACCAACAAAGGUCCGUAUAGUUAAAGCCAUGGUUUUCCCAGUAGUGAUGUAUGGAAGUGAGAGCUGGACCAUAAAGAAGGCUGAUCGCCGAAGAAUUGAUGCUUUUGAAUUAUGGUGCUGGAGGAGACUCUUGAGAGUCCCAUGGACUGCAAGAAGAUCAAACGUAUCCAUUCUGAAGGAAAUCAGCCCUGAGUGCUCACUGGAAGGACAGAUCCAGAAGCUGAGGCUCCAAUACUAUCGCCACCUCAUGAGAAGAGAAGACUCCUGGAAAAGACCCUGAUGCUGGGAAAGAUGGAGGGCACAAGGAGAAGGGGACGACAGAGGACGAGAUGGUUGGACAGUGUUCUCGAAGCUACAAACUUGAGUCUGACCAAAUUGCGGGAGGCAGUGGAAGACAGGAGUGCCUGGCGUACUCUGGUCCAGGGGGUCACAAAGAGUCGGACACGACUAAACGACUAAACAACAACAAAGACAAAAGCAGAAAUCCUAGCAGGGUAGAUGUAGCUCUUUUGCAGGCUGCUGCAAAAGAUGAACAAAUGCACCAGGCCAGACCUUCCCGUGUUUUUCCUUGAAAAUUAUUAUUCCUCACUAGAUGGGUGUCUGCCCCUGUUUUCAAAAAAAGGUGAUUACACACUCUGUAUGCAUGCACACAUUUUUCUUCAGUUUUUAUCAGCCAUGGCACAUUUAAGAUUUAAUUUUCAGAAUCAGCAUCAAGCUCCAUGUUACAUGCAAUAGGUGUUCUUCUUGAGUAAGACUAGUGAAAUAACGUGAUGUAGCAAUAGUUAAUCUGAUUAUAUAUUUUUCACAGGUUUGGCAGGAACAUGGAGUUCUUCUUCAAAUAGUAUUCUUCAGAUUGAUCCAAAGACAGGAGUAGCAGUAGCGAGGAAUUCUGGAACUGUUACAAUAUAUUAUGAGGUCCAUGGAUUGCUUAAGACCUACCGGGAGGUGAGACACUUCUGAAUUUCAUUUGUCAUGUUGCUCUGGGUGGAGACUUCCUGUGACUACGUAAAAGGAAGCAUCUGCAGCAUCUGAGUGUCCUUUUCUCAUCCGCUGUCUCCACAUACCAAAUUGCUUGGUAAACUUCUUCAAGUUUAAAAAGCGUCUUUGAGAUUUGAUCUGCAAACCGUUUAAAGGAAAUGCCAUGUUUUCAACAGUUCUGUGCACCAAGCUGCAUUUUAAAUUUUAGGAGAGUUGCUGAGAGGAAAACCUCUAAUAAAAUGCUUGUGGAUAUCCCAUCUAGUCGUCAUCCAUGUCAAAAGCAGCCAUGUCACCUAAGGAUACGUUUGCAUCCGUCUGUUAUUCUUAUAUGACAAGUUUUGUCUGUGCCUGGCUAAAAUGCUUCUAAAUUCCAAAUAGCUUUGACAUAUUAGUAUUCUAUACUUGACUAAGUGGUAUGGGUGAAUUAAACCACUGGUGAGAUUAAGCUAUACUGCAAUUUUGCUCUGAAAAUGCUCUGUCUUCCAAGUACUGUGGGCAGGAUUCUCCCAACGAGCCCUGCCAGUGGAAGUUCUGCACAAGGACUUCUGCUUGUACAAUGGGGCUUUCUUCCUGCCUCCCUCCACAUGCUCCCCAAAAUUGGCUUGGUGUGGGGUUCAGAGAAUCCCGAGAACAGCACAUGGGGGAGGAAAGGUGGAGUUGCUUGCACAGACAGAACGUUCGUCAUUUAAUUCAACUCUGCAUAGCCGGAUCUUUAUGCACAGACGUAGGUUUUUUGUGGCUCAAUGGGAAUUGCAUCCACAUAAAUAAGUGAUAGUAUGAUCUCUUAUUUUUCCUUCAAGGUGUCGAUUAAUGUACCUCAAAAGAUUGUGGCAACACAUGGAAGUGGAAUGAAAACAAGUUUGCAGGGCACUUUAACUUCGAAAGUUGUGGUUAAAAUUGGGCAUGGAAGCAAAAAUCUGAAAGGUACCAUAUUUAUUAACUUUAUGUUUGAGUGUGAAAACGUGGACCAAACAGACAAGCUUUUCUAUGUAACAUUAAUUUUAUGUAUAAAUACAUAAUACACCAUUUAUUAUCUCUGUGUACAGCUUGUUGAGCUUCAUUAUGGGAAGGCAUCUAAAUAAUUAUUUUAGGGCAUAUGUAAUUUUUCACUUAGCUGAAUUAAUGAUGUUCAAUAUGUUUUAGUGGAGCACAUACCUUUCAUGGAAAAACAGCAAAGUUUCAGCCUCAACACAGACGUAUAUUUCAUACAUGCCCCAUAAUCCCCCUUAGGGUCCUUUAAAUGAAGUAACCCAUUUUGAAAGCUUUACUGGGAAGCAGAAUAUGACGUUAAUAAAUCAAUAAACUGGGUGCUGCUGCACUUAAGCUAGUUUGGGUGGAAGCCCACCUUGCGUGAUCCUUUCCUCUCGUUAAAGAACAGGAGAAGAAAAUAAGAAUCAUGAUUGUACACCCAUGCUUACGUGCAGAUAUCCUGGCUCAAUUAUGCCUUUAUAUGAUCAGCAGAGGGGAAUACAAUCAUCUACUCCUUUCACCAAGAGUGACAAUUUUUGAAUGAGUGCAUUUGACCAACCAUCUGCCAAACUUGUGAUCGUUCAAAACUUUGAUCUUUAUUCCUUUUGAAGAACUUAAUUUAGAGUUUGGGAGGGUGUUCUGAGAACAUAUACCUCUAAAAUUACUUAGAAGUAUUUCAGAUGGGUGCAUGUUGAAAGCAUAAAUAGUAAUUUCUGUGCCAUUUAACACACGUUUAACAAUGCAAUGCUGAGUACUCAGUACUUUCUGAUAUAUUGAAUACAUGUCCAAGGGAACUAGUGCUUCAUUUCAAUCCAAUAAUAAAUGACACAAUUUAUCUUCUUGACAACCUCUGGAAAACACAUUAGUGAGACUUCCAUAGUAUACCAGGCCUGCUGGUUACAAGGCCUUGAUCCAAAGUUUAAAUGAAGUGAAAUUACCUGUGGCUUAAUAUGACCUAUCACCUGACAACACUUUAUACCUCAUUCACUCUCAAUAAUUAUUGUUGUAAAGCUGUCGGUGUUAAAUGCUUUCAUGUCGUAGGUGAGAGAAGGCAGCUGUAUAAGUCUUCCUGCUCUAGUAAAUGUCUCUUGCUGUAUAUGCUUAAUGGUAUAAAGAAGAUUACAGAUGAAGAUUAAAUUUCUUACUACCAGGUUCUGCUAUUUCUUUUUAAAAAUGUUUGUUUUUCUUCUAUUUUAAUUCUUUUACACAAUUUUCCUUAGGAGAAUGUUCACCCGCCCAGAUUGAAGUAAUUGAAGAAAUGAGGCCCCAGUCUAGUAUCAAUUGCCAACUUCAUUUCAACAAUGAUAUAUUUGAUUUUCCAGCCUCUGAAAUUUUUGCAGCAGAACCUGGGUUUGAUGUAGAUUCAGGUAAGACAAAAAGAAGCCCCAAAUCAUACCAACCACUCUCCAGUCCGUCGUGCAUGCUAUGGUACUAUAUUUAUCCUGUUAAGAUAAUACUGAGUAAUGAGUUGAGGGAGCAAAAAUAAUAAUCCAGUACAUAAGUAAUAAAGUAAUAAUGAGCAACAUGGGAAUAUAGAGAUACAAAUGUGCCAAACAAGUUUAAUGAUGAUUGGCUAGAACUGCAGUGUUAAAUGAAGACAACACAGCAGGUGAUAGCAAGCUGCUUUUCAGUGUUUGCAGACACCCUUGUUUCUCAGUGCUUCAAAACAGUGCAAAACAUUGGACCUGAAAAGCUCUUUGCUCAUGUCAAUUUCAGUUUGCAAGCACAGAACACUGUCUCUUAUGUCAACUCAACAUAUGACGUUGACUGUGGUGUCUUCAUGCUAAGGUUGCCCUAUUGACAUUGAGCCUCUGAAUAAACAUGCUUAGGACUGGAGUGCAAAACACUCAACAGUAACACAGUGUAGAAAACUACAGUGGUACCUCGAGUUACAGACGCUUCAGGUUACAGACUCCACUAAUGUGGAAGUAGUACCCCGGGUUAAGAACUUUGCUUCAGGAUGAGAACAGAAAUUGCGUGGUGGCGCAGCAGCAGUGGGAGGCCCCAUUAGCUAAAGUGGUACCUACCUCAGGUUAAGUACAGUUUCAGGUUAAGAACGGACCUCCAGAACAAAUUAAGUUCUUAACCCAAGGUACCAGUGUACACUGAGGGGGAACAAGCUAUUAUUAUUCAAAUUGUUCUUGGUUCUUUAGGACAUUAUACUUGUUCCAUCACAAUGCACAGACUUGCGGACAAGCAGCUAAAACAACUGAGUAUGAGCAAAACGGCUGUUGUUGUAACAGCUUCAGUCCAAAGCAGCCAUUUCUCAGAGUGGAUCAGUGCCGAAGUGCCAUUUAAUCCGGGAUUUUAUGCUAAUCAGACUGAAAUUGCCUUGAAUAAUCAUUACACAAGUUCUGAUGUGAAGAUAUUUGGAGCCACUGAAAUUCUUGAAAAUCUUGUGGUAAGUCAUGACCAGUAUUUUCAAUUUGUUAAUGUCGUGUUUCCAUGAGCCAAUGUGGAUACCAUGCACAGCAGUCCAAUAAACAGCAACAUUUGAGCUGCAAUGAAAAAUUCAAAGCAAAUUGGAUUUCAGGCAGUAACAGAAAUUUGGGGUGUAAAGACAAUAUCCAUCAUAUUGUCAAUCUUUGUAUGAAAAGUUAAAAAUAAGUUUAAAACAGGUACUUUAAGAUGUAUUUUAUUCACUGAAAGAGACCACUGAAAGGAAGUCAAAGGAGGCACAAACUUAGAUCAGCUUGGGCUUUUUUCUGUGCACUACACUAUUCUGCACAUAUAUUUCACAUAGUUACUGUUUUGAUUUCCUGUAAUUAGGUGGGUGUUAUCUAGGCCACCCAGUGCAAAUUCUCCUUUAAUUAGUUACAUUAGUAAGCUAAUAAAAUUAGAAGUCAAAUUAAUUGAAGUUCAUCUUUAUGUGAAUAUACCCAAGGGUGUGAAGUAGAAUUUAAGCAGUCAUUAAAGGAAACAAAUACUCAUAUUGGUAUUCAGCUUCAUAAGUUGAGUGGGGGGGAAUACCAUUUGCAUUUUAGCUACCCUAUUUUUAAUACAGAAAGGUAGAGUUGGCAAGGGACUUGAACAAAUGAAGACCAAAAAUGAUUUAUGAUACCAUAACACACCUUUGGGAAUAUCAGGAGAGAGAGAAUAAUGUUCUACAUAGUACUCUGCUGCAGAUGUUAAACUAUAAUCCACAGAGGCACCAUUAGAAAGAGAUACAAGAAAUGCAUAGCUGACGUGACUUGGAGAAAAGACUGUCCAGCUUGGUAUGGCAGGUCGUCUUGGGCAGAGGGUGUCUAUCAAGCAGCUAGAGAGCAUCUGUGAGAGCUCACUCUUCCAGGGGAAGGGUUCUCUUUAACGGACAAGUGUUAUCAGAAGAGGGAAAGAAAAGAACAUUUUUAAAAAAUCGAAUAGCUCUGUCUUGGUUGUGCAUCUGACACAGGACUCAAGUGGCUCAAAGACAAAUUAAGAGAGGGGAUACGAUCCCGCAGUACAAUUUUUCUCUAUCUCUGAGUGUUGUCAAUAAAUAAUACGUGUUUAUCUUGCAGGUGAAAUCUGGCUCGCCUCUGGUGGUGGCCUUUGAGAAGGAAAGGUCCUAUGGCUUGCCUAGUUAUGUAACAUAUACUGUCAGCUUAUCAGAUCCAAGACUUGCAAGCAAAGGGUCUCUGUCUACUACACUUACCAUAUCCAGCACAGGGACUGACCAAUCUAUCACAAUCCCAGUGACAAUGUUUUAUGUAUCUGACAGACCCUUAACAGUGAGACGUAAGUUUCUCAUUCUAUAUCUACACCUUCCAUUGUAGUAGUCCCUUUUAAAAAAAUAUUAAAUGUGCUAUUGUAAACGUCAGCGUUUUUAGUGCUGGAUUGGCAUAAGUUUUAGCUCCAAAGCUAUAUGUAGGCAAAUGUGGUAGUGUUGCAUUGCUAGAACAUAGAUUUUAUUGCAUAAAGAUUUUUCCUAAUUUGAAAAAGUUCAGAAAAUCAGUGCCAGUUUGGUAUUAAAUGCCUCUGUGUUCACCAACAUCCCAGAACCUUUCCUUUCUAUGGCAGGUCUUCGUGCUUCCAAAAAGCUCAUACAAAAGGGAAGGAAUCCAGAGAGUGGCAUCAGAUCUAUGGCUUUAGUUGAAAGAGCAACCUGGGAAAGCACCAGUUUGUGCAUAAUUAUGUUUGGGUGCAUGCAUGGGAAUUUUUGCUGUUUACUCACCAUUGAUCUCUCAGGAAGCACAGCAUCAUACUCUUAACUGAUAAUUCUUUAAAGCUAUAUUUUAAGGAUAAUGGUAUAACAUUUUCAGGGGCUCUGGAAAGCAAUUAAUAUUGACAUUUAAAUAUAUUUUUGAACUAUCACAGGCAUGCACAUUCCAAAUGUUACUUUGAAAUAAUAAAAUACUGUUAUUUAAAUAGAUAGCAUAAUUGGAUUCAAACCACUUUAGGGUUUUAGGUCUAUUUAUAACAUGGAUACCCAUAUAUCUUCUUUUCAAUAUGAUCCUCAGAUGAACCAAGCUUAUUCCAACACUUCCUUGAUUCCUAUCAAGCCAUGUUUUUCACACUUUUUGCACUACUAGCAGGGAUGGCUGUUACAGUAAUAGGUAAGUGUCAGGGAUUCUGAAGCAUUCCUCCCCCCGCUUUAAUUUUUUCAAAGUUUAUGUGAUUUCAAAUUAAUUUCUGCCAAUUUGUUCUGCCAUGUCUUUCAGUGCACUAUGCUAUUUUCUCACCAAAGGAACAGCUCACUCACCCAGCUUUUCUCCCAAGGACGAGUCCUGAGCAUAGACAACGUAAGCAGAUCUUAAACCAUUUUAAAUUGAAAUAAACUUUUCUCGCUUAAACUACUGCAUAAACAUUGCAGCAAGGGAGAGUCUUCCCCUCAGAGUAGACUGCCUGAGCCAAGUGGCAUAACUGUACUUUGCAGGAUACUGAAACUUGCCAAUUUUGACUCUUAUCAUCCCACACAGGAUUUUUAUUUAAUUGUGGCUCCUCUGAGCCAAUGGGAAGACUAAUUUUAGUUCCAUGCUUAUGAAAGGAAACUACAAGAAGAGCUGCAAUACUAAAUCAAAUCCUCUCUUCUUCUUAAAAUGGCACAACUUUCAAAGAAAGUCAAUCAACUCGUGAUAAACCCCAAAGAGAUGUUUUGCCCUUCUUUUUUUCUUAUAUAGCAGGAUGGGGAACUUGUGGCUGUGGGUAUUUUUGGAUUCCAACUCCCAUCAGCAUAGCAUUUGGUCAGGGAUGAUGGAAGUUGGAGCCCAACAGUGUCUGGAGGGUCAAAGGUUGCCCCUUCCUGUUGCAGUGGUUCUCAUUCACAGAAGACAACAUUUGGAAAUGGGAAAAGAAAGUUUUCAUUUUCACUAAAUCCGUGGACUUUCUUCAGCUGCUAUCUGUAUAGUGAAAAGCAGCCCCAGAGGCUGCAGUUGGGAGCAGAAUAGGAUGGAGGAAAAGUGUUGUUGAUCCCUUUCCCCACCCACCAUUUGUAGGUCCCCAGCUGCUUUUCUGCCUAUUGUCAGCUUAAGGCUAGUUCUCAAUGACCUGAUAAAAUGUGGCUGAGCUUUCCUACUUCAGAUUGUCUACACAUGUUCUUCCAUAGAAAACAACUUCCCUCACCAUGGAAACCUGGGCAAGGACUCUAAUCUAGCCUUUACCUGACGUGCUAAUGUUCUGUAUGGAGGAGUGUUGCUGGGGUUUUUUGUGGAGGAGUUUUCAGUCAUGCGAGACCCCAUCUGCAAUCUGAAGUGUUAUUUGUGAGAAAUAGGUCUUAGCUGGUAGAACACCUAUUCAGAAUAGUUGGUUGACGUGGCAUUUUGCCUGAUUGGUUCUCAAGAUUGUUAUUUAAUGUUCAGUCUUACAAUGUUACAUCCUGCCAGUAGUUCAAGGAAGAUGUCCCUCAAGCUAUCUCACAUUAUAUUAAGGGAAUUAUUUUCAAAAGUCAUAAUGCAGUGGAACCUUGGUUCUUAAAUGGCUUAGUUGACGAACAAAUUGGCUCUCGAAUGCCAAAAACCUGGAAGUAAGUGUUCCAGUUUUCGAACAUUUUUUGAAAGCCAAACAUCCGAUGCAGUUGUUGGCUAUUGUUUCCAGGGUGCCUGCACCAAUUGGAAGCCGCUCCUUAGUUUUCGAAUGUUUCAGAAGUUGAACUGACUCUGGAACGGAUUAUGUUUGAGAACCAAGGUACCACUGUAUUUGAAACAAAAUCUACACAGCAGUAAGACAAUAACAGCAAAUGCUGAUAAUCUUGCAUUCCUCCUUUAGAGAUGAUUUUAAAUGAAUAAUGGAUACUUUUUAAAAAAGUAAUACUCAAUUUUUGUGUUUUGUGGCAUUAAAACCAUGCUGGCUACAUAUGACACUGAAGACCACAAUGACCUCUGGCAAUAACUUUCAAAAUGCCCCCCACCUCCACUGUCUCCCAGUGUCCAAUUUACUGAAUUGAAAAUUGCUUGAUAAAAGUUUCAUAUAUAAAGGGUAGGAUUCAGCUAAGUUGUUGUGUGCACCUAAUGAAGUUCAUGUGUGCAAUGGGAUGUCUCCCACUUCUCCUUCCCCCGCAACACCACCCAAAAAAAAUCUGCUCCGGGGGAUUGUGGGAACUCUGAGAACAAGUUUAGGGGGCACGUGGUAGGCGGAGAAAAGGGGGGAAGUCUGUGUAAGCAGACCUCGUUCUGUGCAAGCAUACCGCACUUAGCACUACAUCAGCAGGUGUUCGUUCAUAAAAGAUUCAUAUCAUAAGACCUGCAGAGAUUAUAGGGUUGGGAUGCGGGUGGCACUGUGGGUUAAACCACUCUGGGAAUUGUAGCUGUGGCGCUGUGGGUUAAACCACAGAGCCUAGGACUUGCCAGUCAGAAGGUCGGCGGUUCGAAUCCCCGCGAUGGGGUGAGCUCCUAUUGCUCGGUCCCUGCUCCUGCCAACCUAGCAGUUCGAAAGCACAUCAAAGUGCAAGUAGAUAAAUAGGUACCACUCCAGCAGGAAGGUAAAUGGUGUUUCCGUGUGCUGCUCUGGUUCACCAGAAGCGGCUUAGUCAUGCUGGUCACAUGAUCCGGAAGCUGUACACUGGCUCCCUCGGCCAAUAAAGCGAGAUGAGCGCCGCAACCCCAGAGUCGGCCACGACUGGACCUAAUGGUCAGGGGUCCCUUUACCUUUACCAGCUCAUCCGGCUGCUGAAGCUCUCUUCUGCUUGCUGAAUAUAACAAAGCUAUUCAAAUAGCAUGUCUUGGAUGGGGAGGAGUACGGGCUCUCCCACUGAGUUCUUUAGAGGCUUCCCCUCCAGUUGUACUGGUGAGCCCCAGCAGAAAGAUAACAUGUCCCUCUCUUUUAAUAUGCUGGAGGCUGAAAUGUCCUCUCCUUAUGAAGUCUCCACACUUCUAACCUAUCACCUCCAUGGCAUGGAUUGAUACUGUUCCUCAAAGGUGUUUGCUAAUGGAUUGUAGGAGUAGUUUUUCUCUUCCGACAUAUUUAUAUUUUCAUUUAACUGAGUCUGAACUAGUUCUGUGCUGAGAACUGUCCUCCAGUUUCUCAAGUUUUCUUCAUCUGUGAAGGUUUCCACUCUCUCUCUCACACACACACCCAUUCUCAGGACUCUUGGUAAUUUUGUGUGAGUGUGAAGAUUUGAACAUUGAGGAUUUAUUGUCAUGAGAUGGCAAGGAUGUUGGCAUGUGUGCUUUUCUUUCUGGGAAGCAUUUCCCCAGCACUCCGCAACCUGCUUGCCUACCUGUGCUUCCUCAUUGUCCAUGCUAUGAGUUACUUCAUGAUGGGAGCUAUUCAACAUAGAGCUGUAGCAACCAUUCCAUUAGUGCAAGCUUUUUUUGCACUAAUUUUUCUUCCCUUUGAAAAUGCUUGAAUGCAAUUGCUUUUCUCAUUAAAUGAUGGAGAAUGGAAAAACAACAACAACACAGGAAAUAUUUUCAGAACAGCAUUAGCUUGAAUCAUGUUUUUGUGACUCCAUGAAGAUCUUUAACACAAAACAAUCCAGCAACAUCCUUAUCAUAUAUAUGAAUAAUAAUUCUGCCUUUUGUUUAUAAAUGUAGGAUUUCCUGCUCGAUCUGCACCUUCCUUCAGUUCCACAUCUUCAGGCAGCAUUCACGGCUCUCCCACCAGGCUGUGGAGUCCUGGCUAUGCUUCACAGUAG